AUGGAUACGAAAAAUAUUCAUAAAAGUGAACAUUUGAAUUCAUAAAUUAGGUACAAAUAAUACAAUAAUAAUAUAAUACUCAUAAUAAAGAAGUACCCAAUUAGUGAAAAAUACGGAAUUAUUUUCACAAAAAAUACUGUUAUUUUUUCAAUAUUAUGUAGCAGAAUAUAAGAUUUCUUAAAAAUAAUUCUUUAUCUCUUUUUAUCUCUUUCAAAAAAAACUAAUAAUUAUUAAUUAUAAUAAGUAAUGCAAAUAUAAAUAAAUUGAACAAUAACGAACAAGAUAUAUACGUAUAUCUUUUUUACGACAUCGUUCGACGAUUCUAUUAUAUUUUUAACUUACUAAGUACGUUUAUUCAGUAGCCCACGCGUAAGGGGGAAUAGGGGUUAUAUCCCCCAUUGACUUAAAGGUAUAAUAGUUAUGAAUGUUCAAUUAGUAUUUUUGUUUUGAAAUAAUAAAUUUUAAUCAAAAUCACAAGGGCGAAAAAAGCUUGAUUUAUUGAAUAAAAUUGGCUUUUUGAAUACAGUUUAAUUCUCAUUAUCGGGUUAGUACUCGUAUAACAUAUUAAUAUUCUAAAACACAUAUUAAUAUUCAAAAACACGAGAUCAGUAAAAGAAAUUCAUCAAUUUAACGUGUCUCCCCGUUUCCACCGCCACCUCCUAUCAAACAGUUAACUGUAAUAAUUAUUGUUUAGUAAUUGAUCGUUCGAAAAGAGUACUUUUACCAAAUAAACAAAUAACAACGGUGUUUUUACCGAGUAACACCAAAAAAUCGUCAAAAAAAAACCCUACUUUUCAUAAGUAACUAUUAAUUUAACGAAAAUAUCACGUAUGAUGCACUUUUUACACUAACCUAACCACAUUACACUUAAGCUAGUUUCACUAGGUGUCGUUUUGUUAGGAAUGGUUAUAACGUUCCGUUAAACAACUCUAUGUGUUCUACCUUUCUGAAUUCCCAACUACAACAGUGACAAUAUACUCGUUAGCAGUAUUAGCUCUUUAUUAUAAUCACAUAUCGGUAUUUUAUCUCUAUAAAAUCGUUUAAAAAGAUAGUAGUAGACACUAGCGUUAGGUAUUAAACAUAUUUUACCACCGAAAAUGCAGAUUUUUGAUUUUUCGAAAAUUCGUAUUUUCGUUUACCUCGGUUGCAGAUAAUAUUAUGUGUAAUAUAUUAAACGGGUCCUAUCGUCGUUAUUUCGGACGAUUUUCUUUUGUUUCAAACCGUCGGUUAUUGCGUAGGUUGGUAUACGUUUAAUAUUAGGCGAUACGACGUCAGCAAUUUACAAGUCUCAUUCUGAUAUAUUUAAAUAAUUAUUUUUAACGUUGUAUAUUGUCCAAGAGCCAAGAUUUUCGGUAAAACCGUACCUAUAUUAUAGAGGCCAAAUCCUGUGUUAUUUUGUGCUAGAAUAGUAGUAUCGGAAUAUGCAACCGUGAUAGUUAUUCAUUAUCGCGGGUUAUCUUUCCGUAAACAGAUUGGUAGCGUUGUGGUAUCGAACUAUCGUGAAAUCGACUAUCAUUCAACUGGCAUGUCAUAGUAGUUGAGGUAGUUACUAUCGCCGGACUGUGAAAAUAUAGAUAGUUUUAAACACAACUGUCGUGUAUUCGUGUACACUGUACACGUAUCGCAUAUUUACAGCAUCACAGCAAUUUCUAUCGAAAUUCACUCUGCUAUAAUUAUUAUCAUCGUAUAGUCUUUGUCUCUGCGAUAGCAACUGUCAUUGUACGAACCAAUAACUUGAUACGGAAUGCCAUGUUUUUUACUCGUCCUUUUUCUAACUCACAUAUUGGAAUAUACUUAUAAUCAUGUAAUGGGUGAUAUACACGUUAGAUAUUUGAUAUUUGACAAGUAUAGCAAUACAAGAUACUUGAUACUCGAUAGUUAAUAUUGGAUAAAUACAAAUCAAAGAAUAAAUUUUUUUUUUUUUAGUAUUUCUCAUUCAGUAUCUUAUAUAAAGAUACUGUUAUUCGCCUGUUUUAAAAAUUCCCCAGAUUUAUGUGCAAUCUGGCAAUCACAUUUAAUUUUUAACGUAUUUGGAUAAUUGAAAAAUGAUCCUCCUUUGUCGUUUGUUGGCAAAACACUUCAAAUAAAUAUAUUGAUUUUAGUAUCGCAAUACAAAAUACUCGUAACUUGACAGAACUGUAUUGUGAUACGAGAUGCAACCGAGAUUGGCUUUUGAACUUCUGCAUCGAUUUCAAGAACGCGGACUAAUUGCGUUCAUUUUUUUUCAUUCUAAUUCUUCGCGAAAAAGAUCGUUUAAUUUACGUAUCUACAUAAAAUAAAAUAUAUUGCAGGUGAAUAUUAAAAUAGUAAAAUUACCUUUAGACUUUUAGUAACAGCAGGAUUUAUUUAUUUUUUUAAAGUGCAAUAUUGUAAAUUCUUCUCCUAAUUAUCUACUGAAUUAAAAACGUUAGCCCUUUUUAUGUACAUACAUUUUUACGUUCACCUAAAUCUAUUUUAGAAAGUCGAAGAUUAAAAAAUUCGAUCUUGACUGUAUCGCAAAAAACGUAAUUCGCUUCCAGAGUGUAAAAUAAUAUUGUGGUCAUAAUAACAACGUGUCAAUCAUUACUAACAUUUUAAUGCGCACAAAAAAAAUAUAUUGUUUAUAUUAUCGGUACGUAUAUUAUAUAUUUUAUGCGGCCAAUUUCGCUACGUCGGGUAUCUUUCGCAUUUGAAAUUACAUUUUAACGAAGAACACAAAACGUUAAAGGUUUUAUCGCACAAUUUAGUAAGUAUACCUAUAUUCAAACGGCCAAAGGGAUGAAAUGAACCGUAGGUAUGCCUGCCUAUUUUUGUUUACAUCGUCUCCAAGUGUGUUUCCCGAAAUAAAUAACAGUCGUUGCGGGGUCGAUUGAUAUAUCGGGAACACUGCACAGCCAAUUAUUAUCGUCCCGCGUACACAAUAAAAUGCACGGGGGAGAAAAAAUACUGAUAAAUGGUUUAUCGUAUAGCGUUAAAUUUUUUAGAGCAAAAAAAGGGAGAGACGUUUAGUAGGUAUGUCGGUAUUUGAAUUAUUAUUUAUGAAACACCUACGGCUAAGGGGAAGUGGGAACGAACGAUACACAUAAUAAUAUAAUACGGUGGGCGAAUACAAGUCAAUGCUAAUGGAAGUUCAUAUAUCACUCACGAGGCGCGGCUUUUUCACUCCCCUCCCCUACCUGUAUACGAAUAACGGGAGAGACCACAGUUCGUAUAAACGUGAAAAAUGCUAAAAGCACGUCAUAUUAUUAUUAUUUACGAUAAACGGUCUGGAAUGUCGAAACACCGAAUAACACUACAUUUGAAUAAGCACUCAUAUUAUUAUAUAAUAAACGUCAGAAUCGAUUUUUUUUAUUGGCCGUAUAGACAAGUAUCACGAAGAGUAAAAACUAUCCUUCGAAAAUUUAUUGGCGCUCUUUAGAUUCGGAGCGCGGUGCGAAGAACUAUUUUUACUAAGAUAAGUUUCAUUCCUGUCAUUUUAGAUUUUAAAAAUGUUCAAAUUGUUUCAUACCAUAUAUCUUAACAAAUACUGAUUUUCCGCUAGACGAUGGUAUCUCAUUUGAAUAACUUUUCUAGAUUCUAGACGGGUUGCAGUUUUCCUACAAAAUCAAAACAAAGGACAAUACUAUAAUAUUCUUGUCAGUUUACUAAGAUCUCUGUCCAGAACCGCUUUUUGAUUGUAUUAUUUUUAAUUCAUAGUUCACAAUAUACCUUUCAAACUUUGUAUCUACAAUAGUUACUUAACCAUGGUGCAAAGAAAUUUUUGGGUUUUUACUUUUUAAAUUUUGCAAUAAAUACAUUUUUAAAUAAUUUUUUUUUUUUAGCUCGUUUAAACCACAGCCCCAAUUACAAUAUUAACCGUUUGUCUUAUUUACCGUUUCGGCAAAGAUUUACGCACGGCGUACCACGGUAGAAUACAUUUUAAAAUAUUAAAAUUAUUCGUGAUUUUUGUUUCAGAUACCGCUAUAAAAUAUCCCAACGAACGGCAUUACAUCAGGCCGUCCAAAAAGGUGGGUGAAACAUUUUCAUUCAAGUUCAAUUUCAUUUUGGAUAUUAUUAUUAUUUCAAUCGUGAUUUAAAUAUUAUAUGCUACUAUAAUAUGUAUUUUAAUUAUAGAUGCAAACGGCCAUGGUAGACGAUGAUCUUUUGGAAUUUUUAGUUCGUGUGGCGGAUAAUCCUGCAGAAUGGAAUAAGAUUCAACGCGUUUUGAGUAAGUACAAAAUAUUUAAAAUUUAUGAAUCGCAGUAAUUGAUUUUAUUACGUUGAGUAAAAUAAAAUCCGUGUACAUAUCUCGUCUUUGAUUCCAAAACGAUUCAUAAGACACGAUUGACUGCAAUGUAGCAGUUGGCAGGGUGUUUGCAGAAUGAUUAUAACUUCGAAUUUCAGGAUGACUGCGUAGGUAUUACAUUUUUAAGUAUUUAUAUUUCUAUAAGUUUAUCCAAAGCGUAUGGACUUGUAGUGAUACCGUAUUCUUGUACUUCGGUAAGUAUACAACGUCAUGUUAUCCUCAGAAUCCUGAUGGAGAAUCCGAUUGGUGUUUUAAUAUUAGUUACGUUAUAUCAAUAGGUAUCAAUAGGUACUAUACUCUCUUCGCAUUUGACCUGGACGAUCGAAAGUCCGUAUCGUCAUGUAAAUGAGUUAUGUCCGUCCGUAACAUUCUCGAGACGUCACAUUCUAAUGUUAUUGUAUAGAACUUUCACCCAUGCUGUAUAAUAAUAUACAGUACCUAGAUUGGGUCGGGGACGAUUGUCUCGAAAACAGUCAAUUUGCCUAGGUUACUAGGUUACAUAGGUCAACGUAUCAUCUGUACCGCCGUAAAAUAUCACCUCAUUUACCCAAGGUUGGACAAGUAUAUGAUUUUUUUUCAACUCAGUUAAGUUAAAUUUAAAUUCAAAUAAGGUUAAUUUCAAAAUAAUUCAUCAAUUCAACUAAGCUAGAAAUUAAUCAAAAGUUAAAAUUAACUUUUUAACUCAAAUUAAGUUAAAUAAAAAAAUAAUGUACUUAAUAUUAUUGUAUAUAACCUACUAUAAUGAUCUAUUAAUAAUUUACCUUCAACCCCCGACAGGUGACAACAGUAAAAAAAAACAGAUAAUCACAGAAGUGUUUAUAACCAUUCAUAUUUUUAAAUGUUCAUGAUAUAUAAUAAUAAUAAUAUAUUUAUUUAUAUGAACAUACAAAUAUAAAUUGAAAUUAACUUAACUUAUUUAAAUAUAAAAUUAACUCUAUAGUUAAUUAAAAUUUAGUUAUUUUGUAUUCUUCAAAUAUUUAACAGUUAAUUUUAUAGUUCAACAAAAAAUUAAUUUAUUAAGUUAAAAAGUUAAAUUAACUAAAACUUUAACAAUUAUUAAAUCGUUAAUGCCCAGACUUGCAUUUAUCUGAUAUCGGAUUGAUAACUGUUCAGACUCAACUGAGAUCGGUCGUCACGUCGUAUCGUUCGCGUGCCGGAUUCAUAUUAGAAGUAUUGCAAGACUCGAAAUGUCGGUCGCGUGUAACUCUCAUAAAAUAACAUAAUAACAAUAUUAUUAUUACGUUGAUUCACGUGCAGUACACGCAUUGCGGGGAAUUUCCUUUGGUUUACAGGCUAAUAGUUUCACUCACGGUAUCACGACAUGCUGCGUCCAAAAGUUUACCCUUUAAUCGGUAUCGCGCGCGGUGUAAACACACGAAUUGGUUAUAAGAAAACUUCCGGUUAGGGAAGAAAAUAAUAAUAAUUAUAAUAGGUAUACGUAUAUAUCGCCCGUUCUCCAGACGCGCGUAUGGCGGAAAUCAUUAAUUUUAAGUGCCUCCGAUUUUCUCGCAUGCGCCCUAUCACGCGAUUGAGGCUAAUGAGUGGAUCACUAGUGUACAUAGCUAGUAUAUUAUUAUUAUUAUAAUACAAAAGUACGAACCGUUUACUGCGUCUGUUCUUUUUUUUUCUUCCGAAUUGUCUGUGUUGUCGCGUGUGUACCAUAGCGGGUAUUAUAGACACCGGCAAUAUUUGAAUACCUAAAAAAAAAAAUAUAUAUAUAUAUAUAUAUGGAGUGAUCAAUCUAUCGUAAGAUCAUCAUUAUCUCGGAAAGUAUUAACUUUUUUCCGGAAUUUAUUUUCUAGAAAAGUUAAGAAACAAGCUGCUCUACAAUUUUAUAUUUAUGUUGUUUUUUCACUCUUAUUUGUAUGGAUAAAACCACUACUUACUUUUGAUUUUCAAAUAGCAAUCUAUACUGAAAAUUCCAUAAAUAAACGAAGUAUUAUUUAAAAUACAUUUUAGUGUUGAAAUUUUUGAUUUCCAUCAAUUUGUUGACGAGAUAUUCACUUUUAAGGAUGGGUUGCAGGAGAAUAAUAGUGCAUUAUUAGCACGUCGCGGCCGUACCGCCACACAAAUGAUACUCUUGCAAUAUUCUCCUGCAACCCAUUCUUAAAAGUGGAAUAUCUCGUCAACGGAUUGACGGAAAUCAAAAAUGUCCACACUAAAAUGUAUUUUAAAUAAUACUUCGUCUAUUUAUGGGAUUUUCAAUAUGGGUUGUCAUUUGAAAAUCAAAAGUAGGAAGUGGUUUUACCCCCGAAAAUGAUGCUGUCAAAAAUAACACAAAUAUAAAACUGUAGAGCAACUUGUUUCUUAAAUAUUCUGGAAAAUAAAUUACGGAAAAAGUAAAAACUUUCCGAGAUAAUGAGUGUCUACGAUAGAUUGAUCACCCUCUACAUAUGUUACGCUAAAUGUUGUGAAAUCGGUUAAUCUUUUCAUUUUUAUAUAUUAACCUAUUUUGUGCCAUUAGUUUUAAUAUUAGAGUAUGUUAGCUUAUUAUCAAACUUAAAGGUGAGAAUAUUGUUUGUAUUUAUACUUUGAUAUUUUUUCGAUAUUUUAAUUUUUAAGCAAGAUAGGAUGAUUUUAAAAUUGUAAUAGGUUAUAUAUCCGUAACUAACUUGAAAAUAAAAAUUUCGAAAAAAAAAACUAACGUACAAACAUAGACAAUGUUUUUAUCUUUAUGUUUUUCAUUAUAAACAAACACACUUUAAUGUUUAAACUAACAGCGCACAAUCGGUUUUUAUACACACGAAGUAUAAAAUAUAACAACAUUAACCGAUUUUACAAUAUUUACCGUAAUCAUUAUAUAUAUAUAUAUACAUGUAUAUAAUAAACUAUAAAUUACGUACCUACUUACAAUAAUAUUAUCAUCGAUAAUUUCGUGUUGACAAGUACACAUAAUAGUUUAAGUUUAACCGCCAAUGAAAUACUAGUAUUCUCAAAAAACAUGAUGAAAAAUUAUAAUAUUUCGUAGGUAUUUGUUAAAUAUCAUUAGAAUCAUUAAGUUUUUAAUGCACGCGCGCGUUCGUCGCAUUUAUUUACGUCUUUUUUGAAAAAAAAAAAAAGAAAAAAAGUAGAAUAACAAGGACAUAAUUUAUUUCUGAGUGAACUAAUCGCACCUAAAUAAAUAAAACUGUAUUUUUGACGUAAAAUCAAUAAACUAAAAUAUGAAUCAUUAAUUUCCCUCCCUUUCCGACAAAAAAUAGCUUAAUACAACAUUUUAUGUCGUCUAAAAAUAUAACAAUAUUGUUUGCGAAUUCUCUGAUAGGCGGUGGGUUAUAAUAUUAACAGCUUUACACUUUCCGUACGCUUAAUGUUUGUUUUAAUCUUUCCCUCCCCCUUAAAAAAAUAUAGCAGCACGGUACUAGGGAAUUGAUGUUUUUAUAAUAUACAUACAGAGUGUCCAAUGAAGAUAAAACCGAUCGCGAUAUCUCGGGAAGUAUUAAAAUUUUUCGGAGUUUUUUUUUUUUUGCGGGGAGGUAAAACAACUACCCACUUUUGAUUUUCAUAUGGCGAAUUAUGUUAAAAAUUCCAAAAAUAGACGGAGUAUUAUAGUUUAAAUAAAUUUCACAUAUUGCGUUGACAUUUUUAAUAUUUCCGUCAACCCGUUAACGGAUAGAUAUUCCAUUUUUACGUUUUGGUAGGGGGAGAGUAGUGGGGCACUACUCCAAUCGUUGCUCGCCGUGCCGACACAUAAAUGAUCGCAAUAGGUAUAUCUUCCUUGGGCACUCUAUAUAAUUUGAAAUAAUCUGUAACACCGUCCACUGCAACGGAAAAAUAAAUUAACUAAAAUCUCACAAAACUACCGCGGUAAUUAAUUAAGAACUCGUGAAUAAUAUUGCACCUUGUACCUUGUUGGGUUUACUCUAUUGUGCCCGCGGUGUGGCACUCGUAAAUAAUUAAAACCGACCCUGACUAGCCGCUGUAACUGUAUACAAUUUAAAUUUUUAACGUUAAAAGAUAUUGCGAAUGCGAAAUCGUAUGGCUGAAAUAUUUUAACAAAUGACUUUUAUUUUUUACUCUAUUCCCUUUACAUUACUGCAUCAAUUACCGGCACAUUGUAUAAGUGUAGGUUUAUACUUUUUGUGAAUCAAAACGAGAAUAUAAUAUCGGAACCGGGAGUUCGUUAUAAAUAGUGUGCCGAGAGGCUUUUGAACAAUCUCUGUGGAAUGAAAAACCUCCUAUUUUUUUCCCCCCUUUCAUCGGCGCUACGUCGUGGUGCUCCUUACAUCUGUUCGCAUAUAAAAGCACUUAGGCGAAUUGCAAUGGAAAGUAUUCAAUACACGACACGUGACUUGUUCACCGUUUUAGCAAUGUAUAUAUAUAUAUAUAUACAUAUAUAAUAUAUAUAUUUUUCAUAAAUACGAUCAUUACAUAGGAGUGCGGCGGGAGAAAAUUAAUGAAAAUCUGGAGUUUCCGCAUGUGUUUUGGAUUCCGAGUGAUAAGCGAAGAAACAAAUGAGAAGAUAUUUGUUUUAGAACAAACACACAAUUAUUUUUUUUCUACGAAACACUUUACGCACGUAGGAUGAAAAAUAUAAUAUUUAGAUAAAAAAUUAUUAUUAUUCGGUAAAUUAGUUUGAUUAUUUGAUAAUUGAACGGCGGGUUUUUAUAAUAUUUUCGACCUUUCGUGGCGUUUCCUAAUUAAUUUUUUUUUAAUUUUCUGUAAUUGUUUUAAUUAACAAAGAAUAUAAAAAAUGUUACAAAGGUAACAAAGAAACUACAUUCAUUUUUAACAAUCCAUAUCUCUUUGAUUUAUUUUUGAAAUUGUAACGAAUAAUUUAACAAAUUAGAAAAAUGAAUAUCGUUUCAUAGUGUAUAUUCAUCGGAGUGAAAAGAGAUGGCUGCUAGAGGCUAGGCAUAUUUCCUAUGAAUGUUUUUGGAAAGAUUUCAAAAACAUAAAUAGGAAUAGGUUUUUAGGAUAGGAAUAGGUAGGUAGAAAUAGAAAUAAAUAGGUAAGAAUAGAUAAAGACCGGGUUUUAAGUCCCAGUACAACUUGAAAAAUCUAGUUAUGAAUACAAAUACCCAUUUUUGGUGAUCAUUGAAUUGGCUCCCAAUGUUAUGUGAAGUACCUCAUCGAACUUUGAACCCAAAAAACUAAAUAUUGAAUUAGCUUUUAAUACAUUUUUGACUAAGUGGUUUUCAAAAUAUAAAGUGGUUCUAUAAAUAUAAAAGUGGAAAAAGUACGAAUUUUAAUAUUUUUAGUGACAUAAUGUCAAAUAACUGCUUGGAAUUAUCUAAUCAUUAAUCUGAUAACGUAUUAAACAGUCACAACUAUCGUAAUUAUACAAUUUAACUACUAAUUUCACUGAUAUCGUUAAACGCAGUACCUACGUCACAAUUUGUCACAAUUCGUACCUCUAUAAGAUAUGUAUAAAAUUAAUUCGGUCGAAAAAAUAAAUAGUGAAAAAGAUAAUUAAUUUUAAUAGUAAAUAAUUUUAAAUUUACCUAUCACGAACCUCUCCAAAAAAAUAUUAAAAUUUACUAAAUUUUAACAUUUUCGAUGAUCUAUAUAAUGUAAUAUUUGUUUUUUUAAUUAUUUUAAUAUAUUAUACUUAAAUUAAUAUUUCAAACAAUUUUUAUAACUAAUGGAUUUUUUAUGCUGUAGGAACUCAAAUAAAUACAUACAUCUUGGAAGCCAAUUCAAUAUGUAAAAACAUCGAUUACCUAAAUUGGGAGCCAAUUCAAUAGCUCCACCAUUUUUAAGUUAUGUAUACCUAAUGAAAUGAAGUUUGAAUAGUGCUAUAGUGAAACGCCAUAACUAUAACAAGCAAUAAUAGAACCGUGGUAAUAUUGAUUCAAAUGUAUAACAGCAGUAAUACUUAAUAUAUAAUAAUAUGUUAGAUGAAUACAAAUUGUACAAUAUUUGAAUGAAAAAAAAAAAAUUUGUUAUUUUUAUAAAACUUAACAUUUUCCUUAGGUACUAAUAUGUAUUCACAGUGAAAAACCUAACCCCCGUUUUUCCGACGCCAAUACAUCUACGAUUUUGUUAACCGUAACCGAUAUAUCUCUGCGUGUACAUAUUGAGGAGAACUAUUCCAUUUAAUCGGUUUUCCAAGUUCGUAUUCCUAUGAUAAUAUAGAUUUUAAAACGUUGAAAUAAUUGAAAUUUAUAAACGAUAAACAAACAAUAAAAUAUUUGGUUUUUCCCCCUAACACGGUCGAAGGGGGUGUCUGAAUCCGGUGUCUGCCCAAUCAUAUUGGCCACUGACUCGUCGGGAGUGUUUUCUAUGUUUUAUGCAUUCCUCCCCCUCCUUCUCCUAUAUCGUCGGCGCAUUAUAAAUACUAUAUUUCCGGGCUAUAAAAAAAAUUACAGAAGUCAAACUAUAUUAUACUAUUAUAUAUUACACGUACAAUAUUGCUGUCUGCAUUGGUCUCCGUUAUAAAUAUAAUAAUAAUGUAUACGGAACAUAAACCUUAUAAAUUAUGAUUUAUUAUACUUACGAGAUAAUAUUUUUGACGCUUAUGCGUGGUUUUUCGAUUGCCGUAUUGUGUAACACAAUAAUAUUGUACGAUAAAAUAUGCAAACACAAAAACGGACAAAUUAUUGGCACGUCGCCGAUUCAAUUUGAACACCGUCACUAUAUAAUAAAAUAUAUUAAUAAGUUUUGAAUUGAGUGCAAUGCGCUAUUGUGCGUGCAGUCACAAGCUAGUUUAUAGUAUUAUAACCCCUGCCAACAUUGUUUUUGAAACGAAUAUUAUUAUCGAAAUAUUAUAAUACGGCCGAUUAUGGAGAUUAUUGGUGUUGCGCGGGCAUACCGAUAUCCUAUAUUCACCUGUUGGACAUGAAGAAAUUAAAAUUGCAUAUAAUGGAAUAUUAUCAACGGGAUAUUAUUCAAAUUAAUAUGCAAGGUGUAUGUGCGGCAGAUUUAUCGGUAAUUUUAUUGUGUACGUAAUUACAUAUUAUACACAUACAUUAUACGGUCGAGUGUCUAAGGUAUACAUUUGAAAUUAUGACAUAUGAAAAACGUAAAAAGUUCGGGGGUUCCCAUUAGCUAAACGCAUUAUCCGAUGAAUAGAGUGGUUAUAGCCAUAGUCAGUGUGAAGAAGAGGGACGUAGAAAAAAAAAGUAAAAUUUACUUCACCUUAUAGUUCAAGAAAUUUUGAUGUUGGUAAUCACUCUUUGGUAGCCCCCUAUGUAGGGAGCUACCACCUUGCUAAAUCUUAGCUAAACGCGCUUAGAUAAAUCGCCCCUUCGACAUUUGCCCGUCGUCCUGGGAAACGACCCGGAGGACAACCAAAAGAUUAACAGGGGCGUUCAUGCGUAAAAUUGUUCGUUGUUUUUCACACAAUAAUAUAGUAUCGGGAAAAAAUAUUAUUGUUUUUGUUUCUAAAAAGUUUACGUACCCAUUAUAUUAUACUGCCACACAGAAUGCACACGGUUCAUUUUCCUUGUAGUUUUUUUUUUUUUUUUUAAUAAACGAGAAGAACUGGCAAAUUGUAUUUAUUUGUAGGUUAUCUUGGUUACGUGAGAGACAAAUACAGUUAAUAAUAUUCUGUUCAGAAUCUUUUUUUAUUAGCAAGAGUUUAAAAAAGCGGACAGAUACAAAUCGAAUUACUCUAUAAAUCUUCCCUUCCAACUUCUCUCAUAAAAUAAUAGCACACCCAUCAGCAGUACCAUCCUUUUUUUCUUAUUUUAACUAUUGGAUUUGUUAGGGAAUAGUAUAGCAGUAAUAAUAACUUAGCAUAACUGAUUUUUUACAUGAUAAAAUUAAAAUACCAAAUCUGUGGGUUAACUUUAGGCUUGUCCAGAUCAUUUAAAAUCGUCAAACCGCUGCUGUGAUCGAUCUGUCUAUGUUUUUUUAUCACAAUAUUAUUAUUUUAAUAGAAUUACGAGUACAUAUUGAUAUAAUAUAUUCAAUAUAUUAUAUUGAAUUUAUUGAAAUGUUUAUUUAUCAUAGAAUCGUAUUUUAGUUUUUACUGUCAACAGACAAAAAUGAUUCGGUAAAUGUUUGCCUCUACUUUAUAUAAAAAAAACCCGAUAAAGCGACGUGGCAAAGAAUCGGCGGAAUCAACAAAAAUAACAAAAUAAAAAAAUAAAUAAAUAUAAAAUCCACUUAGUAGAUUACCUAUAUUAGCGGUUUCAAAUAAAAUAAACUGCAAUAUACCAGUAUACUACGCGAUUUAAAAGGAUAGAAAAAAAUAUUAUUAUAAUUAUAUCGUAGUGGCGUAUCGAAGGGUCACGAAAACUAUUUUCCCUCCCCCUUUCACCGGAUUUAUUUAUUUUUAAGACGUAUAUUCAUCGUCUCCGUAUAUAUAUUAAAACGUAUAGUGGUAUUGCAGAUAAGAUUUGGCUGUUACCUGAAAAUCAUAAUAAUUAUGUAACACAUUUUUACAUACUAAAUUAUCAUAGACUCGAAUUUGAUGCCGAGUUGCAUAAAACUUUAUAGACCCAUAAUAUUUACCAAUGGCUAUGGAUUCUAUAAAAUUAAAAACCGUUUUCUAAAAUGAAUAUUAUAUGUUACCAAGGUAUCGAUAUCUGAACUGAUUUUAAUCUUAUAUGAUUUGCAAAGCUGUUUACAAAACAUAAUACUUAGUGGACAAUCUCCUUAUCAGUUAAUUAUAAUUUUAUUUUUUAUCAUGAUAAAACGUAAUUAAAUUUUCUCUUUACUGAGGCGUUAUUUUGUGGUCGGUCGUCGGUGAAACGAUGGGUAUAAAGUAACCUUGGUACAACAAUUUGAAAAGCCAGUAUGACAUUCAAUCCCGGUGAAGAAUGUUGUUAUACGCCUUUCAAAAUGAAAGGUAAUUCAUUACAUAAUUGUAUAAAACUUUCAAAUAAUAAUUUUGUUUUAUUUUGUCUUUCGACGAGACCAUUAAAAGAUAACUAUUUGUGUAGUUUCUGCUAAAAGGAAGAGCUCGUUAUUCAAUUUGUUCAUAAAUUCCUUUCCUUAGUCAUAAAUUUAGAUCUUUGGACAACUAUUUCGGCAAAUAACCAUAUCAUACAAAAACCAGAUUAAACAUCUAAAUUUAAAAUAAAAAUGUAUUUCAGUGUACUUGUUAAACUGCAGUGUUUAUAAAAAAAACUUUUUGAUAAAACUUUUUUUAACGUGAAUUUUAUAUUUUAAACAGUUUUGAAGUGUUUUUUAGAAUUGUAAUUUGGUAAACUAUUGCAACCAAUUCUAAGCGAGUUAAAACGUUUUUGCUUAAAUUUAAAUUGUAUAAAUCUGUAACUAUAAAAUAAUAAAUAAUAUGAUACAUAAAGAAAAACUCCAUUUUACAAAAAAUUAAAAAUUAAAUGCAAAUAACAAUUAAGUAGCUACAAUUAUUGUUUGCCUUUUUUUACAGAUUAAGCCGUACGAACAUUUAAACGAACUUAAAAGUUAAAAUGCAUAAAAAAUGAUCUGAUACUGCUGACGAGUGUGUCGUAGGUGCAAAGCUGGUAGGGUAAAAAAAUAAAACCGUUUAAUUUAUGUCUCUAGUCAACGAUAAAUCAUUCUGAAAAAUAUUAUGAAACCUCGUGAAUUUUACGAUUUUUCUUAACAUUUGUACUUAAAAUCGCUUAUAAAAAAACCUACUACAUUACGCUCCACGAAUUGUUUUACUUUGAAUAUUAAUUUAUAAUGAAACUUGUAUUAAAUUAUUCAGUUUUUUCGCUUGGUCAAAAUUCGGAUAAAAUCAAAUGAUAAAUCAAAAAAAAAAAAUCGAAAAUGUAAAAUGCUAAUAAAUACCUCAAAAACUACCAUUAAGUUUUUACCACGUCUAGAAAGUGUUCUCUAAAACUAUUUUAAACCGAAUUAAAAUAUAAAAACAAAAUAGAAAAUAAUUAGAAUUGUAUAGUUUUUGCUACGGUUUUUUCUUCAGUUUUUCUAAUUAAUUAGAAAUAAAAAAAUUACCACUAAAAUGCUAUAACUAUGUCAGCAUUUUCAACAAGAAAGCACUUAUGGUGUUUUUGUAUAAACGCCAUUUCUGGUCAAAAAAUUGUUUACACAAAGAAUACAUACACACACAUGAGUAGUAAAACUAUGAACCUAAAAUACUAACAAUAUUGCAGCAUUAAAAAAAAAAUAAAAAUAAUAUACAGGAUAAAUUGUCUACUCCAAUUAGCUCGAUGAGUUCUGAGCAGAGAUCGGUAAAACAGAUUACACCUUUUACAAAAAUUGGUGGGGGUAGAGUUGAUUUGACUCCGACAUUGAUGUUCCCAUCUGGAUUUGACUCUUGAGGAAACGUUAGAGUAGGUCCAGUUGAAGUGGUGGGCAUUGGAUCAUCUUGUGAAAGCGGUUCAAGCGGUUAGCCGUAAAAAAUAAUUUUUUGUUGCUUUUUGUUUUUGGCGACUUUUGUUCAGAAGUGNUGUUUAGGCGAGCAGGCUGUAGAUGAUCGCUUGUUUUGGCGACGGCUGAAUUUGUGUGUUUAUUUUUGGAUGUAGGUUUACGCAUAAGUUAUAAUUUCGAUAAGCUGAAGACACUGCCGCCGCAGCGGCGUGCGAUAAGACAGCACGCGGGUUGAAAAAGGUAUAAUAAAUAUUAGGAAAGCAACGACGAGAUUAUUAAGUAUUUGUUAAUUAUAGCAACUAUAAAUAAUUAGAGAAAUUAAAUAAUGAUUUCAAUUACGUAGUCAGUUAUUUAAACACCUAAGUUUUAAGUAUAAUUUAAUUGAUACAUAAGACCAAGAUACAGAAUAAAAUAACGAACACAGACGGAUCGCAAGCAGUGUGCACGACGGCGGCCGAACGCGAACUCCUAAAAUGUUUUUAAAAAAAAAAGAUGCUUAAAAUGUUUUAAACAAAAAGUAUUUUAAAAAUUAUAAGCUAGUAUAAAUUUACUGCUUUAGGGAUUUACACUGAAUUUAUUCAGAAACAACUUUCAGUAAGGUCAGAUUAAGUUUUUUGCAAGCAUCGCCUUGUUUUAUAAUAUUAUCCAUUAUAACUGUAUACCUAUCUGUAGGCAACAAUUGACUAUUGCUAACGAAAAACAAUUCUGAGUGGAAUUCAGUUAAUAGUGUUGGCUUGUCAACAAUAUAUAUGUCACAUUAUGGUAAAAUAGUUACAUAUGCAUUAUAUAUUUUCUUUAAUAAUAAUUAUUUAAUAUUGUAUCUAUUUUUUCGUUUUUCUCAUUUGUUGGGAGAACUCCUUAGAAAAUAAAGUACCACCCCUAGGAAAAUUCCCUUUUAGAAAAAGUCCUAUGCUUGAUUCUUUGGAGCGAGAUUUCCUGUAAAAUUACUAAGUUUAAAAAUAAUAAUAAUUAUAAUCUUAGUAAUCUUAAGUAUUAUAGUAGGUUAUCUUAUAGUAUUAUAAUCUUAGUAAAAUCGAAACCAAUGGAUUCAUCGCUAUACUCAGAAUAUAAAAUAAAAUAUUACAAUGAGUAUCUACUUUAGGAAAUUAUUUAUCACCGUGGUAAUAAUACACAUGAGGUAAUAAUCGUCUCUUGCUAUGUAUAUACAAUACAUAGUAUUAGAGAGAGUAUUAGAGACAUGAUACACAUGUGCAAACUAAGUAUCGUUUUCUUUGUUUUACACUUACAGUUAGUAGAUGUGUGCCAAAAUUUGCAUAUAGUACCUCUUAAAACGUGCAAAUUUUUCGGUGUAUAAUACAUUAUUUUUAUAAAAAAAUAUAUAAUAAAUGUAAACACAUUUUUUUUUUAAUAUUUACAUUAACGUACAUUUUUCCUCUUUUGGAAAUUCUGGGCACAGCAGUGUAAUAUCUUGUUAAUAUUUAUUUAAAUGUAAGCAUGUAUAAAAACUGCUACAGCUUCAGCUCAAUACGCUCUGUGUAAAACGCCGUUAUUUGUUUUCGGAUUUAUUCCGCGUUUAUAGUAUUAUUGUGAUAGACAAAAUUCAACAUAAUAAUGCAAUAUAAGAGCAGAAUGAUUUAACGGAUGUAGCAGUCUAAUAAACACUCUCUACAAACAAACGUUCUGACUUGGCGAACGUUGGCGGCGAAAUUCUAUAAACCAAUAAUAUUAUUAUUCCAGUUCUAGACGCUUGCAUAAUAUUAUUAUGAUAAUAACGUUUGUACAUUAAUAAUAAUGCAGCAUUGAAAGUGAAACUAAACUUCAGGUGAAUGAGAUGAAAACGCAGUAUUAUAUUAUAAGGAGAUAAGAACAGCGGGUGGCGUAUAUUGUAUUUAUAAAAUAGAUCGAUACGAAUUGGUAGAUCGUUUUAAAUAUCUUGGCGAAAUAAUAACUGAAAUCAUACAUACAGCAAAAGUUGAUGGUAGCAGCAAACGAUAACAUAACCUGAAAACAGCGGCAAUGGAAAAACAAAGAGCUUCGUUUAGAGAAAAACAUAAUGGUAUUUAGCGAUCAUCAAAUAAGAUAAACUGUGACAGGAUAUACGUGUACUGAAAAAACAAUAAUCCAUUACUACGGAUUCGUGCUGGACCAGAAUCCAAUUGAUAAAAUAUCUUUCGAAAAGUCAAAGACGAAAUGACCAAACAUGGUAAAAAUAAUUUUGAUCAAAUGGGCAAAAAUGGUUGGAGGAUUGGUAUAAAUUCAAAUAAUAAUGAGAUAAUCGUGUUUGAGAAACGGGAUGAAAUUAUUUUUUUAGUACGUAUGUUCCUAUAUCCAUUCAAAUUCGUUGUUUUUGAUUGAGCUUACUAAAAGUGACGGCACCAAGGAUGUGUCAGGGUAUACGAUGGUCCAUCUUGAAAUUUUAAUUUGAUUCGACAGUUUUAAUUAUUUUUUUUCAAGAAUUAUAGUAUUUUUUCUGUUACACGUUUGGUGCUUACUCGCGUGUAGUUUUGUUUCGGCAACAUGCAAUUUGUAAAAUAUUAUUUUGAAUCAUUUAAUAUGGUAAUAUUAUAAUCAUACGUCUAAUAGAACUAUAAAAGACAGGCAGGGUAUGCAAAUAACUUAAAGAAAUUAAAUUUCGGAUCAAAUAAACAUUUUGUAUUACGAAGUUAUUCACUAUUUACGAUAUUAAUCAAUAGUUAUAUAUUAAUUUCAAACCUAAAAGUUGGAUAAAACUAUCGUUUCAAUCCAAAGCGAGCCAACUGACUAAUUUAAAAAAAUAGCAGCGCAUCAUUGUAAAAUCGUAACGAUAUAUAUUUAUGUAUUCGUUCCUCCGCGACCAAUGUUAAAAUUCUAAACGAUCCAUAGAAAAAAUGAAUAGGAAAAGCGCGAAUAAGUUUUUUCUUCGAUGUAUCCCUUGAGUGCAGUCGGGUUAGGCGAUUAUUGAAUUUCGUAGCCGUACAGAAUAAAUAACCGUCUCUUCUGCCGUAAAGAUUUCAAAUUAUUACGAUGAUAUGAUAUUAUUAUUUAUUUUUUUUUUUUGAAUAUCGAAAAAUAUCAUUGUGUACGUGUCGUCGUCACGUGUCACAUUGGUCAAUCGAUUACAACAGGGUUUUUUUAUUGUAAAUUUAUGGUGUUUUUUUUGUAAUCGUUUAAAAAUGUGACACCGACGUGACAUUAAAAGUAACUUUAUUAAGUAUGCGUGGUAUAUUUAAAACGUCUAUCCCAUAAUGUUUAUUACAUUGAACAUUUCCAAAUCCAAAUUUUAUUUUUAUUUGACUCAACGAGAAUAUAUGUAUAUUAUUUACGUAUUUAACUUCACAUCCGAAGCCUAUUACCGUGUUAAUUAUUUAUUGUAGAUUGAAAAACGUGGGCACGUACUACUGAAACAGCCCUGUGUGUGAUAAUUAUUAAUAAAAUAUUAUAAGAAUUGACAUGUAUGUAUGUAGAACAGUAUUCUUGUAUUGCGUUAGUUUUAUCCGUGACCACAGAGAGAUCUCUGCUGUAAGGAAUAAUUGCGGAUGAAAGUAUCGCGGAGUUUCGAAAAAAGAAAAGCAAUUUAAAGUACAAAAUAGUUUUAUUUUUGCAUGUAAAUAAUAAUAUUGUACUAUAUUAUAUAAAAUGAUAAAGAUCCACCUGACUUAUGAACCAUUUUUAGAGAAUUUAUUCUGUACAGUCAUUUAAUUUGUAUUCAUUUUUUUUUCAAGAAGUAAAAUUGAGAUAUUGUAAAGGUAUUACCGAGACUCAAGCCCUGUACAAUUUUGAACUGAUCAUGUUUAUGUAACUCUACUAAUGUUUUUGUUUUUGUUAUUUUUUUUUUGUCUAGUUUGUUUUAACGAGUUAAAAUUAAAACAGAUAAACGAAAUGUUUGUUCGAUGGAAUUUUGAAUUAUACUGAGUUAAAGAAGAAGAGGAAAUUGUAGAAAUGUAUUCAUAAGAAUAUUAUAUUUGAGUUAUUUACAUACUACAUUCAUAAUAAACCAUUGAUAAAUAAUCACCACUUACCAAUUAGCAUUUAUUCCCAUGCAUAUAAUAUGGCUGCAUACGAAUUGCGUCCCGGUAUUUUUUUAUGGCCAUAUUAAUAGCGUUACGUAAAUUUAAUACCAGCUAAACAAUAUUUUCAAAUAAAAUUGAUAUCCUAUUAUAUAUAUUACAGAAAACCAAAGUAAUGAAUUAGCCUAAUUUGUCGCCUUUUUAAAAAUCGGCAAAAGUGUUGUAUAAAGAAAAUUUGACAUUGAUUUUGUUGAAUUAGACAAAACGUAUAAAAAUACGAAUUGAAAUUCUACUUAAACGUAAUUAAAUUUAAAAAUAUAUUCUUAGCUCGUACGCAUGACAACUGAAAAGUGAGUCAUAGACACGUCUUAUGUAUACGUGCACCCACUUAGUUUGUGGUAAUUUCAUAAACGAUAUUAGGCUGCAGAUUAAUGUGCGCAUUUUCCGUUACGACACGCUUCAAGACACAUGUUUUAGAUUCACCACAGAGCAAUAUAGUGAAUAAUAUGAAAAAUAUUUUUUUUAUAGGAUCGGACAGGUAUUAAACAUUUAUAUCCAAUGCUAUUUUUCUUUCAGGUUCUGAGCGUAGCGAGAGAUUUAUCGGUUUUAAUAUGUGUUGUUUUUAUUCAAAAAUGGGGCACAAACACUAUUUCGUUAUUUUCAAUUUUACAUUCUGAGUGGAGCGAAUCUGUGCGCAUCUUUUUUAACAAAAAUCUUCCACAGGUUUUUUAGUGUAGCACUUUUUCUGAAAGGAAAUCGGUUUGGGGAGGUACUUGAAGGAGGUUAUUUUUUGAUUGCAUUAGAAGAUUUCUCAUUAAUUUUGAAAAACCGAAACUAAACUGAGGAAAAAAGGAAAAUAUAAGAAAUAUAGUUAAAAUAUAUUUUGGCCUUCUAGUUUCCUGUGAACAAUUUUUUUACUAGCAAUAUUGAUUCAAUUUAUAAUGGUAGUAUUUUUUCUAAAAGGAAAUCCGACUGGAGAGAUACUUUAGAGAGGUCAUUUUCUGAUGAGUUUUCCCAGCAAUUGUGAAAAACCGGGAAAAACGUAUGGAAACUGUGAAAAUCGAUACAACAUUAAACAAACAUUAUAAAAGAGAAUACACAAAGUUUAUUUAUUUAACUAUAAUAUGGCAAAUAUAUUGUUGAUGAAGCAUCACUGUCAACUGAACUCCCCUCAGAAUCGUAAACGAUGUUUGUCGUGAAAUGUAUUUGAUGAUAUAAACAGAUUUGAAUCAAAUAUGUAUUAAUUUUAGAUUCUGAGUUUAACAAAAAAUGUAUUGGUUUUAUAAAGAUGUUUAUUUUAUUUUUAUUUUUUGGUAUGUGAACACUAUUUCCACUAAAAAAAUUACUCUGAACUUUUCUGAGGCAAAUUGUUCUUUGGAUGGUACUUUAAAGAGGUCAUUUUUUAAAUUUGUCAUUGACUUUCGAGAUAAUAAGGAAAACCGGGUUCUUUAGGUUAAAUUGAUAUACUGUUGAACGGAGUUCAGUUUAUAGUAUUGUCAAUUGAACUUCGCUCAGAAUCGUUUUUUCGUUAUCAAUGGUUUAUCUUUACUUCCAACUUUCCAUCUAUACAAGUGACUGCGCCUACGUGCGAUGUAUGUCCGUCCUUUUUUUUUUUUUAUAAUUAUUGUAUUAAUUUAAAAUUUUGACAAAAUUCAUAAUAUAUUUAUAGUUUUUUACUUAGUUUUUAUUUGGUAUAUACUAUACAGAUAUAGUUGUUUGACCGAUCAGAAAUGUUUGAAAAUUUAACAAAAAGUUCGUUUUAAGUACAAUGGUAAAACAAAGUUUCAUGUAGAGGUUGUUUUUUUUUUAUGAUGGAUCAAAUUUUGAUGAAAAUCGAAAAUAUUACUUCCUAUCAAAUGACAUAUAAAAUAAUUUCGCUCAGAAUGGUAAUUCAUCAGAAAUGAUUAAUCGAUGGGUACAGAUAUAGACCAUUUGUAUCUUAUAAUCUCUGCAACUUUCCACCGACCACAGUAUCAGACUCGGUAUUAGGUAUUUUUUAAUUUAAUUAAUCAUAUCGGUGUUGGUGAACGUUAGCUUAAACGCUAAAUUAAGUACGAGCUCCGGCCGUGGCUUAUGUGAGGACGUAAGGAUUGCGAUUACAUAAUAAUUAUCACUCAUCAUUUCUAUCCGUAAUUAGCGUUGAACCAAUAUAGGCACCACGAGCAUUUUCAUAUCUAAGACUUUUUAGUGAGUUUCACCGUGGUUGUGAUUGGUUUCCCCUUCAGUCUGUCUAAACCGUAAUAUCUGCGAUAGAUAAUUAUUUGAAAAAAAAUAAAAAAACACCUACAAAAAUGUUACAAAUAGCAAAGCCACGGUUGUACGCAGGCAUUAAGUGUUUUACGAAACCGAUAUUCGUGGUCUUCGUAUAGAAAAUAAUUUACUUUGAUUUGUUAUUAUUGACAGUAUUCCAGGACAUGCGUUAAUUGUAACAUUAAGUGUAGUAUUUUCCGCACGAACAAUUUACUUUUAUUGACAUAUUUUACCGUCCGUCGUUACAUUUUACCUAUAAAUUAUUUUUACCGAAUUUACUACGCGCAAAUAACGAUUUUAACAGAUUUGUCUAGGCAAUGUUAUUAUUUAUCACGGAAGAAUUAUUUCGCGUUUAUCAGUAAUUUUUAAACUAUGGUACGUAGUAGGUAACAUAGUGGCUCGCAAAAUGCCGAAAAGUAGUUUGGAUAAUUAAUUAAUAUAUACUUGUACAAAUGUUAUUAAUGCGUUAUACUGUUUUAUAUUUUUAAUUUUUAUAAUGUUAAUUAUAGUGUAGUAUUUUACUGUCUUACGCGCUGUUCUUAUAUUAUUUUUAAAUAAAUGUAUAGUCAUUAUGAAUGGUUCGAGUUUUAGUCAUAAGAAGGUACGUGACAAAUCCAUAAUACAUAAUAUGAAUGGUACACGAAAAUAAAGGAUAAGGUUUCAGGAUCUCUGACCUAGACGAAUAAGAUGAUAAAAAAAAAAAGAACAUCUUAUUGUAUUCGACUCGUCCGCGGAUAAAUGACACACAACACGGCCGGGUUGACGUCAUCGGAGUCUCGCACAUUCACGUUUAUUUCAGCAGCGAGAAACCGCUCAUAAAAAAAUAAUGUAUAACGAAAAAUAAUACGCUUCGAUGUGUUAACCUUUGUGGCGGCGGCGACCUACCGUCAAACGAUGACCUUUAUUGCGGUUAGUAUACCGGUACCUCAAUAAUAGCAUUACGGGUAUUAUGUAUUUCUAUGAGAGUCGUAAAAAAAAAAGGCCGUUAAGAAAAAAAAGGGGGCAAUGUGCCCGAGAUAAUUAUACGACAUACGGCCGGUAUACGUACAGGGCGUCCCGUCUCAUUCCGACGGAUUUCUCGAGAGCUGUUAGUAUUUAGUUUUUCGUUUUAAAUCCACUUAUCUUGAAUCUAUUUAGAUAUAAAAUUAAAUUUGUAUUUUCAUUUUUCAUCCCCCAAUCCAACGUUUCUACACCGGCGGUACGCGACAAAGAAAUAAUAAUGAUAAUGUCGGUAAAAGUACAACGUGAUGCAUUUGAAACGGUUUGUUAUUUGUAAAGAAUCGGAUAAAAAUUAAAUUUUCUGUACUAUAGCCGCUGCAGUGUACGGUAAUUAAAAUAAAUACAAAUUUCCAAAUUUUCCAUUACCAACUUUUUGCAUUUAUCUAUUGGUUGCGUGCUCCAUGUGAAAUUUGAUGAAUUAACAUUAUGUGUGUUAGUAGCAAUUGAGAGGAUAAAGGAGAAUAAGUGAAACAAAAAGUUUGAGAAAUGCUGCCCUAAAAGGCUAAAUAAUAAUAAUAAUAAUAAUAACUAUUUAUUCACUUUACAUAGAUUUAAAAAAGACCAUAUUAAGUAAGAUAUUAUUUUACACUUCUUUCUAUUCUUCAUUAUAUUAAUAUAUCAUGUAUUCAUAUCCGAUCAGCUGCGAUUUUUCAGUAACAGCCUUUUUAAUUUCCAACAUUGUCUAACACAAUAAAUCAAGUUAUUCCUCUAUCGCGUUAUGUGGUAGUCCUGUUUCUCACAACUUUUCAUUAGAAAUUGAAAUGACUGUUACAAAGAAACUGCUGAUCAGAUACGAAUGUAUAUUAUAACACACCAAAAACACUUCGUUAUAACUCCGUGUAAAAAAAGCCAAGUUAAAAAAAAAAUUAAAUUUAGUAAUGAUUAAAUCUUUAAAAGACUUGAUAUAAUAUGGAAACUAAGUAAAAUGCGAUUUUAUAAUAUUACAAAUAUCUAUGACGAUAAAUAAGAUCAAUUAUUAAGUUAAAUACUUAGUCAAAAUAUUGUUUAAUUACUUGACACGACGUGUAAAUAUACUUAAAUAAAUACAAAUAAGUAGUUACUUAGUUACUUACGAAGUAGUUACUUACUAAGUAUACUAUAGUAAAUUUCAUAAAUUAAUUAAUAAUUCAUAAAAAAUAUGUUGACUAAGUAUUUAACUUUACAAUUGAUUUUAUUUGUCGUCAUGGGUAUUUGUAAUAAUAUAAAAUGGCAUUUUACUUAGUUUCCAAAUUAUAUUACGUCUUUUAGAAAUUUUAUUAUUACUAAAUUUAAUUUUUUUUAAUAGAGCUUUAUUUUACACGGAGUUAUAAUAAAUUGUUUUUGGUGUGAUAUCGGCUAUUUUUGAUAAAAAAAAAAGUCACGAUGUUAUUUGACUUUGCUAAACUUGAAGAUGAAAUUUGAAUUCAAAACUGGUCGUUAAAUAUAAACCAAAUAACGGCGUUGUCGUCGCCGAAACAACGAGAGUAGAUAUUUUACGAUAUUUUUUUCGAAUACGAAAAGUCGGACUUGAAAGUACUUGAACAUUUUUGGUUGUAACUUUUAUUCCAUCUAAUCAAUCCACUUGCGAGUUCUCCUGUUUCCAUCUAUACAAUAUUUUUGAUCGAUUGAUUCCUUAUAUCAUUAUAUUUAAUAUACGUUUAUAGUUUAUAUACGUUAGUGGCUACUACGCAAAUUUUUUUUCCACUUACCUUCGUGCCACUACCGUCGCGCUGGAUUUAUAAUAUUAUCGUUUUAAAAUAAUAUAUUUGAUAUACAUAAAAAUAUCAAACAUGAUCUGAGGCGCGGGUGAUAUACGCGAAAUUGGUACCUUGAGCGAAAGACUAAAAAGGCAACCUCAAACAAACGGCGAGAGGGUGACAAAUUGUUUUAGAAUCUGUUUUCCCAGUAUUUCCCAGAAACGGAUUCAAAGGCUGUACUCAUAUUCUUUGAUAUAGUUCGAUUUUCAGGAAUUUAUUGGCAAAGAAUCUACGAAGAAAAAUAUUAUUGGAAUUUCAUUCGAAUAUCGGAGGAAAAUAAUAUACAAAUAUUAAUGUUAGAUAUUUUUAAUUUGUGCAACGAAAGAAGUUUAUAAGAUUAAUACCUUCAAAGUAGGUACUAUAGUUUGUACCUAUGAAUGUGAGUUGUAAUAGUCAGACUAGUCGGAGUAACAUUUAUGACGGACGUAAUCGAAACUUGAAAAGGGUCGAAAUGGGACGCGAUAAUAUAACUAUAUCCGUAUCCAUAAUCGUUUUUUUGUUAUUAUUUUAAUUUUUUUUUGUGCGUUUAUGUCGUUGUUGGCAUAUCUGUUUUGGUAUCUGCAUGUCCACGUGUUUUGCAGUUAAUUUUUCGCAUACCCGUGUUAUCGUGGUUUUGUCCUGUUAUAUUUUUUAUUAGUUUGGAAUAUUAGAACAAUAUAUUCACUUCUAUGAUUUUGUAAAACGGAGCGUGUUAAAAACAUUAAUGUAGAUUUCCGAAAUAGGGUACGGCCGAAAACGACGCGUAUAAUAUCAUAAUUAAUCACAAAACUCUAUACAUUUUUUUUUUCGUUUUCUAAACCGUUUAUGUAAUUAAUAUAAGGAGGUUUACGAGAGCAUCGGCGUUUUUGAAAAUCGCUUGCGGGUAUAUUUUUUAAUAAUAUUAAUAUUACACUGCAAUGAACGAUACGAUUCAUCGGAUAUAAAUUUAUAAUAUGCUUUAACAGAAGAAAAAAUAAAUCCCCGACAACCCACGAAGGAGCCGUUGGUUAUGUACAUAAUUAUUACGGACUGGGUACGAUGUGAUAAUACAGAACGAAAUAAUAAACUUAACUUAUGGAUGAUAUAAUUUUGAAUAACCGGUCAUCGGCGGUGGGAGGCGGCAAAUCGGCUAGCUAAUUCAUUUUCCUGCGAUUACGAUUCCGUAUGUUCUCAGGCCCGGUCCGCUUUAGCCGAAAAUUCUGCGGCAAAAUUCGGUGACGUGCAACUGUGGUCGGUUGUGUGUGAACGUUAAGGGUUGCCAAUGCGGUCAGCGUUGUUCUGUCGGAUUGAUGGCUACAGCUGUAGCGAUCGGGAUUGUAGCGAUAGGGACUAAGGGGGUCGAAACUAUGGCUGCGGGGAAUGUGACGAUCAGGCCUAGAGGAGUCGAGAAUGAGACGGUCUUGAGGGUAGCUGUCAGAAAUGUAGCUGUCGGCAUUGUGGCGGUCGACAUUGUGGCAGUCGAAACUGUGGCAGUUGGGAUUGUGAAAGUUGAGACUGUGGUGAUUGGAACUGCAGGUGUCGAACGUCUGGUCAAGUGCUCUAUCUGAUCCGAGUGUAUUAUUCUUACUCGUUUUUCGAACGGUAUCUCACAAUUGGCGCAGUUUCUGCGUGCCUUGCCUAUAUGAAACCGCUUGUGCACCAACAACUUUAAGGCAGACGUGCACACCUCGGAACACAAAUCGCAGAUAAAUAAAUUAUUUUUUUUGACCCCAAUCUGUAGAACGUACAUCCCCCACGCAAGAUCCAACGAGCUGUUUCACGGACUGUUGGACGGAAUUCUCAACAGAACGUUUAACAGGCUGUUGGACAUACUGUUUGACGGAAAGUUUGUCAUCGGAGAUUCCUUUUAUGUUUAACAGUUUAACAUUCUGCCCGUGCACUUUCCAGUAGUGAGUAACCAAACCUUUUUUAGAAUUAAACCAUCUCUGACAAGUCUGACAUAUGAACCACUCAGACCACAGAUUGUCGUUCGUCGGCUGGCUUUCAGUUUCCAAGUCCAUCAUAAGCAUUCUUUUACUGCAAUGAGUAUCAAAAGUGACAUAAAGGUAAAAAUUAGUAUUUUAAUUUGCAUAAAGAAAGCGAUGAAAAGUAUCUUAUAACUUAUUAGCUUGGUGAAUUAGGCAAACUUACUUGGCUAUAAUAAAUACAGUAUUAAUUUUUCUCUCGUACUCAAGGUAAUCCAGAAAUCAAUAAAAACAUAAAAACCGAUAUUAUAUUUUAUCAUCGGUUUUUUUUUUUUUUAGAAUAACUAGCAUUCAAAUAAAUUAUAAUAAUGCUCACACCUUGGAAAAUUCUUAAAGUGUCUUUGCUACGCUGAUAAUGAUAAAAAUGUAAAAAUACUAUCCAAUUAUGUACCUAGACUAAAACUUGUAGCCAAAAUAUCUGUACUGAAACGUGACAUCGUCUUACUAGUUAAACAAGCUGUCUCUCUCAUUGGAGUCUUCGGCUUUUCGUUUAUUAUUCGUUAUGUCUGGUGGCGACAUGUUUGUAUUCUGAAAAAAAUAAUUUCUUUAUGCUGUAAAGCAGUACGACUGAGUGAAUAACACUAAUACGAUUUGAAGCGAACCAAAAGAUUCGAAUCGCAUUUAGAUAAAAAAAAAAAAAUCGAUCGAUUGUAUAAUUAAAAAAAGAAUAUAAAAUAAAUACAUUAUUUAUACGUUACUUCGAAUUACGAUCACGGCAACAGAUUAAUGUCGAAAACGUUCUCGAGAAAUAUUACAAAAACUUUCUGCAAUAAACCAACAAUACGUAGGUAUAUGAAAUACAAAUACUUAAAUUGUAUUGCUCUCAUAAAGUUAACUCGAAAGAAUAUUAAUGAAUAUUUGAAUUGACGAAUAGUUAACUAGUCAUUUGUGUUGAUCCGUUUUAUAAUGUGUUCUCUUGGAAACAACACUGAAUUAAUAUAAAGGCCUGGUUAAAAAUAAAAUAAUAUUAUUGUUACAAUUUGCAUACUUAUAAUCACACGAAUACAAUCUUUAUAUGUCAUGCAAAUACAAUAAUUAAAUAUUCAUAUCGGACGUUUGUAUUUUCGGGAUAAUCUCUAAAGCGGCCGAACUUAUCUCGUUGGGCAUUACGAUAUAGAUCAUUUUUCGGAAUAUUUUUUCUGUAAUAAAACCCCUGUGCGACAUUCGAGUGGAUCUAGUACCCUAGUGGUGUCGAUAUAUUUAACACUAGUAAAGUCCCGAUGAAUGUCAGGUACUAUACACUAUAGUCGGGUCCCAGUUUCCGGUAGGUAAUAAUAAACUAGUUGGGUCCGAAUAUUUAAAAGUAAUACAAAUCAUUUCCUUCUCAUUCUCUCUCUUCAGACUUAGGACUUCGCAUAUAUUUUUCAAACAAUUGUUUCUGAAGUUUUAUCUAUUAUAAUAUGUGCACACUCUCCUUUUUGUAAAAAAAAAACCACCUUUGUUUAUUUCCCGAACUUUUAAUUUGCCUAUUUUAAUUUGAUCGUUUUUUAAAUCGCCUAUAAACAGGUUUGAGAUGAAAAUCGCGUUAUAAUUAGCAUUAUUAUAAACAGUAUUUUACUAGUAGAUUACUCGACUACCUACGGAAACCCGUAAACCAACUAGUACAUUAUCAGUGGCGACAUUUGUGGGAUAUACGGAUAUGAAAAUAAUAUCGUAUUAUAAAUAAUAAUACGCUGAGGUUAGUUAACUUGGCGGUGGUGUUAGCGACCAGCAAACGAGGAUUUUUUUAUUGCGGUUGGCGGUGUACGCGUACGAAUAUCCCGGCACCUUAAUAUUACAAGUAUUAUAUGUAUUUUUGCAUGCGAUGUAAAAGCAAAAAGGUUUGAUAAAAUUUUUUUUUAACAUGCCUCUUAUAUUUUAAACAGUUUUGAAGUGUUUUUUAAAAUUGUAUUUUGGUAAACUAUUGCAACCAAUUCUAGUAAAGUUAAAACGUUUUUGCUUAAAUUUAAAUUCUAUAAACAUGUAACGAUAAUAUAAUAAAUACUAUGAUAUUUAAAGAAAAACUCCAUUUUAUAAAAAUUUAAAAAUUAAAUGUAAAUAACAAUUAAGUAACUACAAUUAUUGUUUGUCUUUUUUACAGAUUUAGUCGUACAUUUACAACUUAAGAGUUAAAAUGCAUAAAAAAUGAUCUGAUACUGCUAACGGGUGUGUCCCAGGUGCAGAGAUGGUAGGGUAAAAAAUAAAAUCGUUUAAUUUAUGUUUCUAGACAUAAAUAUGUCCUAUUAUACAUAGUACAUUAUACUCCACGAAUUGUUUUACUGUCAAUAUUAAUUUAUAAUGGAAAUCGUGUUAAAUUAUUUAGCUUUUUGGCUUGGUCAAAAUUCGUAUAAAAUUAAAUGAUAAAUCAAAAAAAAAUAAAAUCGAAAAUGUAAAAUGCUAAUAAAAACCUUAAAAAAAUACCAUAAAGUUUUUACCACGACUAGAAAGUGUUUAAAAAAAACUAUUUUAAACCGAAUAAAAACAUAAAAAAAAAAAAAAAUAGAAAACAAUUAAAAUUGUACAAUUUUUGCUACGGUUUUUUUCUUUUAGGUUUUCUAUAUUAAAAUUCCUGUAAACUAUAAUUAAUAUAGGGAUAUAAUCGUAUAGUUAACAAAUUAAAUGUUCCUAUUUAAAUAUUGCGGGUAUAUAUAAUAACGUUCUACAUAAUUGUUCAAUUUACUAAUAUUUCACGAAACCGAACAGAAACUAAAUCAAGAUAUCGAUUCGAUAAAUUAUACGUUUUGUUUUAAGAAAACUAAAUUACUAAAUUUUUUCCGCCAAAACGAAAAAGGUCCGAUUUUCGUUUCCGCUCAUCUAUUUCUACAAAUAUUAUUGAGAUGGGGUUUAAAAACCUCUAGUCUAUAUACAAAUGUCCGUUUUUUUUUUUUUUAAAUGAAAUUCAAAACAAGUAAUUGGGGUAAAAAAAAAAAUGAUUCUAUAAUUGAAAGGCUCAAAUUUAAUUUUUCGUAAAAAUCGGUCUAAACAGAAUAUUUUUUGAGUUAUAAAUGGAAUUCAUAUAAGCAAAUAAAAAUAGAUAUUGAAAAAAGGAAAAUCAAAUCUUAUUUAUUUUGGCGGAAACCAUAAUUGACGGACGCAACAACCGCUUAUAGAUUUAUGUCUUUAUUAUUAUUGAAACCAUAAAAUAAAAGUAAUUAUUCUUCAUAUUGUUAUUUUCACGGUUCACGAAAAGGAUACAUUAAUGUCAAGACCGGAUUAAGCUUAACAUUUCAAUAGGCCUGAGUGUCAGGCCCUGAAAUACUGAACGUCAUGUGAGGGGCUUUUUUUUACAGAAAAAAAUAUUUUGAGUUUAGUUUUUUUUACAUUAAAAAUUUGUAAAUCCAAAUUUUAUUUUUAUUUGUCUCAACGAUAAUAUAUGUAUAUUAUUUGCGUAUUUAGCUUCACAUCCGAAGCCUAUUACCAUGUUAAUUAUUUAUUGUAGAUUGAAAAACGUGGGCACGUACUACCGAAACAGCCCUGUGUGUAAUAAUUAUUAAUAAAAUAUUAUAGGAAUUGGCGCGUAUGUAUGUAGAACAGUAUUCUUGUAUUGCGUUAGUUUUAUCCGUGACCACAGAGAGAUCUCUGCUGUAAGGAAUAAUUGCGGAUGAAAGUAUCGCGGAGUUUCGAAAAAAGAAAAGCAAUUUAAAGUACAAAAUAGUUUUAUUUUUGCAUGUAAAUAAUAAUAUUGUACUAUAUUAUAUAAAAUGAUAAAGAUCUACCUGACUUAUGAACCAUUUUUAGAGAAUGUAUUCUGUCUAUACAGUCAUUUUAUUUGUAGUCAUUUUUUUUUCAAGAAGUAAAAUUGAGAUAUUAUUGAUUUUACAAUGUGUUUUUUUAUUUUUAUUCACUCAUUCAUUUAUUUAUUUUAAUUUUAAACAAAUUUUUGUCAAAAAUCUUGCUCCAAUCAAACGUAAAGUUAUCUACUUGUGAACUUUUGGAUCUAGUUGAUGAGAGGCAUUUAUUUAUUUUCCUUGUAGUUUUAUUUAUGAUUGGCGAAACCACGAAAAGAAUUUAAGAAACCCGAGAAAUUGAACGAUUUAUACGAUAUUUUAUCUUUUUCUGUCUAUAGAUAAAUGUCUACAUCAAAUCUUGCUUCCAUCGAAAAGUAGCAUGUUUUCUUAAAAAGAAAUAUUUUUUAGUUAUAGUGAAUAAGGACGUUCUUUUCUUAAUGAUUGGGGCAGUAUUUUCGAUUUUUUUUUUUGUAGAUAUAGAUGAUUGAAUACUUUAUACUAGGUUUAUCGUGAGUUGUAUUUGAUAAUAUAAAAAAAUGUGAAUCAAAUGCGUAUUAUAUUUUUUUCUAAUUAUUGUAUAAUUUAAAAUAUUGGUGAAAUCCGUAAAAAUAACAGCAUUUCAAAAUAUUAUAUUUAUAUUUUAUUGACGUGGUAAAGUUUUUGAUUGCAGCCCGAACCCUAAAUUAAGUACGAAAUUCGGCCGGGGCUUGGGCAAGAGAAAAAUAAGUUACAGUUACAUAACAAUUACCAAUCGUCAUAUGAAUCAGUAGUUAGCGUUAAAUUGAAAGAGACACCGCGAUAAUUUUCUUAUCUAAAACUUUUUAGCGAGUUUCAUCGUGGCUGUGGUCGGCUUCACUCUUUCAAUCUGUCUAAACCAUAAUAUGUGCGGGAGAUAAUUAUUUUAAAAAAAACACUUACAAAAACGUUUCGAACAACAUAGUCACCGUUGUACAUCGUUAUUAAGUAUUUUAUGAAACUGGUAUUCGUGGUCUUCGUAUAGAUAAUCGGCUUUGAUUUGUCAUUAUUGACACAUAUUCCACGCACGAUCAUAGUCACGAUUAAAUUGUAGUAUUUUCCGUCCGAACAAUUUACUUUUAUUGACAUAGUUUACCGUCCGUCGUUACAUUUUACCUAUAUAUUAUUUUUACCGAAUUUACUACGCGCAAAUAACGCUUUUAACAGAUUUGUCUAGGCAAUGUUACUAUUUAUCACGGAAGAAUUAUUUCGCGUUUAUCAGUAAUUUUUAAACUAUGGUACGUAGUAGGUAACAUGGUUGCUCGCAAAAUGCCGAAAAGUAGUUUGGAUAAUUAAUUAAUAUAUAUUUGUACAAAUGUUAUUAAUGCGGUAUACUGUUUUAUAUUUUUAAUUUUUAUAAUGUUAAUUAUAAUGUAGUAUUUUAUUGCCUUACGCUGCCCUUAUCAUUUUUAAAUAAAUGUAUAUACAUUUUGAAUGGUUCAAUUUUGAGUCAUAAGUGGUUUCGUGAUACAUCCAUAAUAAGUGGUUCACGAAAAAAAAGUUUAAGAACCUCUGAUAUAGACGAAUGAGAUGAUAAAAAAAAUAAAAAAAUAUUAUUGUAUUUAAGCCGCGUGACGAUAAAUGCUGCAACAUGGCCCGGGGGAUAUUAUUAGAGUCCCAAACACCCGUGUUUCUUUCAGGGGCUGGAAACCAGUCGUAAAAAAAUAAUGUCUUAUAACGAAAAAUAAUACGCUUCAAUGUGUCAACCUUUGUGGUGGCAGCGUCGACAGACAGUCAAACGAGGACUGUUAUUUCGGUUAGUAUACCAGCACCUAAAUUAUAACAUUACGGGUAUUAUGUAUUUUUGCGCGAUUCGUAAAAUAAAAGGGCCAUUAAGAAAAAAAAGGGAUUAUAGGCGCAACAUUAUGUGCGCCGGUAUACGUAACAGGGCGUCUCGUCGCCAUUCCGAUGGAUUUCUCGAAUGCUGUUAAUAUUUAAAGUUUUGUUUUUAAUCCACUUGUCCUGAAUCUAUUUAGAUAGAAUCUAAAUUUGUAUAUUCAUUCUAGCGUUUCUUAGGCGGCUGAACGCGAGAAAAAAAAUAAUCAUAAUAAUGGUAGUAAAACAAAAUGCAUAAAUAAAGUUAUUUUUUUUUUUUUAAAUUAAUAAUUAGAGGAUUAAAAUAAAAAUUACAUUUCAUUCUAAGCAUUUAUUCUAAAUGCUCCCUUCAAAAAAAUUAUAUUUAAAAAAGUUUGAACAUUAACAGCUCUAAGCAAAUCCGUCUAACAGUCGGAUAAGUGGGUACUACCGCAUACAAAUACACAAAUCGAAUUAGCAGUUUUUAGGACUGCGAUAAAAAUAAGAAAUAAAAUGUCUUAUGUAUUAUUAUAACACGUAUGGGGCGUCACAAACGGCAGCGGCCUGACCGGUAUUAAGGACUGUUUACAUAGCGUGGUCUGAGGCACUGGAGGUAUAUGCGAAAUUAGUACCUUGAGUGAAAGACUAUAGAGGGAACCUCAUACCAACGACGCGGGGGCAAUUGGUUUUAGAAUCUGUUUUACCAGUAUAUGUAAGUAACGGAUUCAAAGACUGCGCUCAUAUUCCUUUGAAUUCGUUCGCUUUUCAAGAAUUGAUUGAAAACAGAUCUGCGGUGAAACUUUAAAUUUUCAUUCGACUAUCGGAGGAACGUAAUAUACAAAUAUGAAUGUAAAAAUUUAAAAUUUGUGCAACGAAAAAUGGACAUCCCCAAUAAUAGUCGCAGUAACAUUAAUGCCGGAUGCAUUCGAAACUAGAAAAGGGUUAAAACAGGACGCGAUAAGAUGACGUCCUUACCGAUUACCGUUUUUUCGUUAUUAUUUUAAUUUUUUUUUUUGUGCGUUUAUGUCGUUGUUGACAUACCUUUUUCGGUAUCUACUUGUUGACGCGUUUUGCAGGUAUUUUUUCGCAUGCCUCUGUUAUCGUGGUUUUGUACUGUCAACAAAUUUAUAAGUUUGGAAUUUUACAAUAAUAUACUCAUAUUAUAGGAUUUUGUAAAACGGAAUGUGUUACAAGUUUCGACAAUAAUCGCCGGAAAACAUCGUCGUGUCGCACUGUAAUACACGUGAGAUUAAAUGUACAUGGUUAAAAUAUAAUCGAUUUCGAUAGUCUCUCGUUUGUCAGAUAGCGUAUAAAUUACGUAGGUGACGUACGACUUGGAUUUUGAAAACUGUAUUUCUGAACGCUAUGAUAAUUGUUACGAUUCUGAAGAAUAAGUGCGAUUUUCUAACAGAUUUCGUUUUUAUCAUUUUUGGCUGCAUAUAGCCGAAAUUCGAAACGCCCUGUAGAUAGUUUUAAAAGCACAAAACAAUAAUAAAUUAUCGAAAUCACGAUAACGAUAACGACGCGUAUAAUAGGUUAAUAAAUUAAUCACAAAACUCGGUACAUUUUUUUUUUUUUACCGUUUGUAUAAUUUUAGUAAGUGCGUGUUUAUCGACAGAGUUGGCCAUUAUUACGCGUCUACACAAUAUAUAUAUAUAUAUAUAUAUAUAUAUGUUUAAAUGUUUUCGCCUUCUCGAAAUACAUAGCGCUCGAUUCGUAUUAUGCAUUACGGAGAAAGGUGCUGAUAUUUCGAGGGUGAAAAAACCCAAACGGUUUUAUGUUAAUGAUAUUUAUUUAUAUUCAUGAUUUAUUUUCUUUAAUUUAAGUAGCGUUACUAUUCGAAAAGCAAUUAUGUAUUGCAUUGUUAUCAUUUCGAAUAAAACGAUAAUAUUUCGUAAACAAAUUGAAAUAUUACUGUACUGUAUAAUAUUAUAUUAUUAAAGAGGGAGGGGGGGGGGGGGGGGGUUACGAGAUCAUCGGCGGUUUUGAAAAUCGCUUUCGGGUAUAUUAUGUAAUGCUAUUAAUAUUACACCACAAUGAACCAAAAGAUCCAUAGGAUCUGCGUUUUAUUAUGCUAAGUAGAAGAAAGAGAAAAAAACAUUUUUCAACGACCCCCGAGAGAGCUGGCGAGCUUUUACAUGAUUAUUAUGGACCGGGUACGAUGUGAUCAUAUAGAACAUAAAAAUAAACUUAACUAAUGGACGGCAUAAUUUUGAAUAACCGGUCAUCAUCGGCGGUGAGAGGAGGCAAUUCAGUAUUGCUGUUCAAAAAGUAAUUAUAUAUUGUUUUGUUAUGAUUUCGAAUAAAACAAUCUAAUUUUGUAAUCAAAGCGAAAUAAUAAUGUACUGUAUAAUACAAUAUAAUAUUAUAGUGGGACGAGGAUUUACGAGAAUAAAGAAUAAUGAACGGUAAGAUCCUUCGGAUCUAAAUUUAUAAUAUAUUAAGAAACUAAAAGAAAAAAACGACCCCAGGUGAAGCCAGGUGAAUUUUACGAUCCACCUUUAUAGUUUCCGAGUGUUUGUAAUAUAUACAGACGCAAGUAUGACCAACCCUGUGUACAUAAUUAUUACAGACCUGGUACGGUGUGAUAAUGCUGAACGGAAAAAUAAACUUAACUAAUAGACGACGUAAUUUUGAACAGCUGGUUGUCAUCCACUAAAGGAGCGGUAGGAGCAGGUGAAUCGACUAGGUAAUUCGUUUUUCUGUUAUUAAAAUUCCAAAUCAUCUCGAGCUAGACACGCUUCGGCCGUAGUUUUCAUAGCAAAAUUUGAUAACGUGCAAGCUGUCGAUUGUGUGUGGACGAUUGCCCAUGCGGUCAGCGUUAUGCUGUAAGUUUGGUCACUAAAGCAGAAGUUUAUGACAGUUAUGCAUACAGUCGGAUAUAGGAAAGUUGGGGAUGCGGUGUUUGAGGCUGAGGAAUUCAGAACUGUAGUGAUCGGAAUUACGAGGAAUGAUGAAAGUAUGGGGAUUGAAACUAAGGCGGUCGAAAACGAGAUGGUUGAGAGUAUAGAAGUCGGGAAUGUGGUUGUAGGCAUUGUGGUGGUCAAGAUUGUAUUAGUGACAGUAUGACAGUUAAGACUGUGGCAGAGGGAACUGGAGGUGGCGAAAGUUUAGUGAAACGCGCUACCUGAUCCGAGUGCCUCAUCUUUACGUGUUUGAGGAGAUGAACGCGUUUUUCGAACGUUAUCUCACAUAUGGCACAGUUUAUGCGUGCCCUGCCUAUGUGCACCCGCUUGUGUACCAACAACUUUAAGGCAGAUGUGCAGACCUCCGGACAUACAUCGCAGUUAAACACAUCCUCUUUUGGACCCGAGACUUCAUGACGUACACGUGACCUACGAGGCUGUUUCGCAGACUGCUUGACGGACUUUUUAAUGACAUUUUCGCUGGAGAAUUCUUUGAUGUUUGACAGGCUAACGUUCUGCCCGUGAAAUGUCCAGUAGUGAGUGGCUAAACCUUUUUGAGAAUCAAACCACCUCUGACAAGUCUGACAUAAAAACCACUUCGACCAUAUAUUGUCGUUCGUCGGCUCACUUUCCGAAUCCAAAUCUGCCAUAAGUAUUCUUUUACUGUAAUGAGUAUCAAAAAAAUCAGUUUAGCGACAUAAAGGUACAUAUUAAUUUGUGUAACAAAUUCGAUGAUAAAUAUUUGGAUUCAGAAAAAAAUAAAUUGUUAAAUAAGAGCUUAUUCAAUUGGUCAAGCCUGAGUGACUAUAAAUAUAGCCGUAGUUCACCUCUUGUAAUCCAAAAAUAAACAAAAACAUAAAAUCUGAUAUUUUAUUUCGUCGUUUUUUUUUUUUUUAGAAAAAUUAGCAAAUAAAUAAAUUAUAAAAAUGGAUAACUCACGCCUUAAAAAUUUAAGUUUCUUUGUUAUAUUCAGAAUGAAAAAAAAGAAAAAAUGUAAAAAUAUCCUUUAAUUAUCUACCUUGAAUAAUCUUAUACUCAAAAUAUUUGUAUUGAUGAAUUGUAUCGACUUACUAGUAAUAGAACAUGCUGUCUCUUUCAUCGUCGUCAUCUUCAGCUUUGCGUUUAUUUUUCGACAUAUCGGGUAGAGACAUGUUUAUUUUUCUGAUAUUUAAUGUAUCAGUACGUCCAAUUGAUAUUUUGCUUUCGUUGUCAAACUUAAAUAACAGAAUCAGUAAUACAAAUUUACAAUCGUUUAAUAAAAUAAAUUCUAUUAUAAAUUCUAUCUGCCGUAAAGUAGUACGACCGAGCAAAUAACAUCAAUGUUCGAUUAAACAAAUCAAUCGUUGUAUGGCAUAAUUAAAAAAAGAAAUAAAUCAUAUAUACGUUACUUCGAGUUAAUAUCACGGCCGCUGAUUAUCGUCGAACGUUAUCGAGAAGUAGUAGAUAAACUUCCCGUGAUGAAACUUGUAUACUUGAUAAACCGAUUAUGAGUAGGUAUAUGAAGUACAAAUAUAUAUAUAUUGAAUUGCUCUCAUUAAGUGAAGGCGAAACAAUAUUAAUGAAUAUUUGAAUUGACGAAUAGUUAAUAAAUCAUUAUUGUUGAUUCGUUUUAUAAUAUGAUCUCUAGGAAACGGCUCCAAAUUAAUAUAACGGCCAGGUUUAAAAUAAAAUAAUGUUAUUGUUACAAUUUGCAUACUUAUAAUCACACGAAUACAAUCUUUAUAUGUCAUGCAAAUACAAUAAUUGAAUAUUAAUUUCAUACAUUUGUCUUUUCGGGCUAAUCUCUAAAGCGGCCAAACUUAUCUCGUUGGGCACUGCGAUAUAGAGUAUUUUUCGGAACAUUUUUUCCGUAAUUAAAUCCCUGUGCAGCAUUCGAGUGAAUCCAGUACCCUAGUGGUUUCGACAUAUUUAACACUAGUAAGGUCCCGAUGAAUGUCAGGUACUAUACACUAUAGUUGGGUCCUAGUUUCCGAUAGGUAAUAAUACUCUAGUUGGGUCCGAAUAUUUAGAAGCAAUACAAAUCUUUUUCCUUCUCAUUCUCUUUCUUUAGAUUUAGGACUUCGCAUAUAUUUUUCGAACGAUUGUUUCUGAAGUUUUAUCUUUUAUAAUAUGUACACAAUCUCUUUUUUGUAAAAAAAAACCACUUUUGUUUAUUUCACGAACUUUUCAUUUGCCUACAUUUGAUCAUUUUUUAAAUCGUCUAUAAACUGGUUUGAGAUAAACAUCACGUUAUAAUUACAAUAAUUAUAAACAGUAUUUUACUAGUCGAUUACUCGACUACCUACGGAAACCCGUAAACCAACUAGUACAUUAUCAGUGGCGACAUUUGUGGGAUAUACGUAUAGGAAUAAUAUCGUAUAAUAAUAUCAUAUUUUAAAGAAUAUUACGCUGGGGAUUUUUAACAUUGCUGCGGCGUCAGCAACCAGCAAACGAGGAUUUUUAUUGCGGUAGGUGGUGUAUGCGUAUGAAUAUACCAACAUCUGACCAACAUCCUAUUAAUAAUAUUACCUGUAGUAUACGUCGUUUUAUUAUUAUAUAAAUAUAUAUAUACAUUUUUUUUUUUUUGUUUUUUUUAUCAUACAUAGUUUAAUUUUUGUUCUUUUUGGAAGUUCUGGAUACACUAGUAUUAUAUCUUGAUGAUAUUUAUUUAUAUCUAAACGUGUAUAAAAGUUGCUCGUUUUUAAAAUGAUCGUUUUAAAUAUCUUGGCAAAAUAAUAAGCAAAAUGAUAUAUAAAUAGCGAAACAUAAUCAUGGUCGGUAGAGGGGGGAGUCAAAUUGGGCACCCCUUUAGGGCCUUACGCUUUACGAAGCCUCGCGUUUUUAGAUUCUGAGCUAAGUGAUAAUGUAUUAGCUUAACUAUGAUGUGUGAGGUUUUUUUUUUGUAUCUAAGAAAUUGAACCUAGAAUUUCCAAAAUAAUUCUAAUUUUAAAACGCAAAAUAUAUGUAUUUGCCGAGGUACAUAUCAUGAAUUUUCAAUUUGUUUACAACUUAAUAAAUAUAAAUAUAAUAAUACCGUAGACAAGUACUACGGUUAGUUGCAUAACUAAAACUAUUUUGAUUUAAUUCAUAUUAGUUAACUUCCGGAGUUAAAUGCAUGGCUAAAAUGGUUUAGCUAAUUCACAUUUGAAAUGCGCAUUGAAAAUCACUCUGGGAGUACUAAAUACAUGUAAACGAAUCACAUUACAACAAGCAAUCAGAAUUACGGUAUGUACUCGUAAUAGGGAAUAAUAAUUAAAGACGUUAUCAGUAAAUCGGUUUAAACUGUGCAUAUAAACGUUGCAACAUAAAACUGAUAUGGUAAAAGUGUAUUAUACUAAUACUGUUUUAGACGUGCAUGUAUAUUUGUACCCUAAUUUGAAUUGAUUCAAUACGAAUCCAUUUAAUUCAAUAAAUUGAUACAUGUAAACAAAGCAUAGAUAAGGAAUUAUUUCGAAUUAUUCUAUGAUCGUGGGUUUUCGAUCAAAUAUAUACAAGUGACACUGAAUCACAAAUACACGAUAUCAUUUCCUUGAAAAGUCGACUAUGCCGUCGCUUGCCGCUUGUCAUAAUAAUUAUGACAACUGACAAGCAAUGGCACAGUAAUUAUGACGUAAGUAGGUACUAUAAGGAAUUAUUAAUUAUUUUUAUAUAGGGGCAUAUGUGUGUCUAGACGUGUUAAAUUAACUGGUGUUGGUAAAUGUUUGAAAUUGAAUCUUCUAAUACCUAUAUUGAAAUUUGUAAAAUUUUCAUCAUAGUAAGUUAUUGGUUUGCUUCAACUUAAUAGUGCCAAAAACUCUGAUAACUGAAGGCAAACCUAAGUGAUCCACGAACUGUGGUGCAAUGUAGGCAUUUUUAGAUUCUGAGUUUUAUGAAAAAAUUUUAGUUUUUUAAAUUUUAUUUUAAAAGAAGACUUUCACAGAAUGGACGUGUACUGAUAAAACCAUAAUCCAUUACUAAGGAUUAGUAACAAAACAGAAUAAAAUAAGGAAAAGACCUUUGGAAAAGUCAAAGACGAAGUGAACAAACAUAGUAAAAAUAAUUUGGACCAAAUGUUGGAGGAUUGGUAUAAAUAUAAAUAAUAACAAUAUAAUAAUAACGAGGUAAUCGUGUCUGAGAAACUGGGUGCAAUUAUUUUCUUAGUACGUAUGUUUAUAUAACUAUUCAAAUUCAUUUCUUUUGAUUGAGCUUACUAACAGUAGCAGCACUAAGAAUGUAUCCAGGAGUGCGAAGACCCGCCCUUAAAAUCUCUAACUUACUCGUUGGUCCAUCUUAAAAUUUUAAUUUAAUUCUAUAGUUUUAUAUCGAUUUUUCAAGUAUAUUAUUAUUAGUAAUAUAGUAUAUUAUUCAAGUAUUUUUCAAAAAAUAUAGUAUUUUGUCUGUUAAACGUUUGUCGCAUACUCGUGUAUAGUUUCGUUUAAGUAAUAUUUAAUUCGUAAAAUACUAUUUUUAUGCAUUGAAUUUGUAAUAAUUUUAUAUAAACAUCUAAAAAAACUAUAAAUAACAAGCAGAGUUAAACUAAAUACCGUGGUUGUAGUCGGCUUCACUCUUUCAGUAUGUCUAAACCGUAAUAUCUGCGAGAGAUAAUUAUUUUAUAAAACACUUACAAAAACGUUUCGAACAGCAAAACCACCGUUGUACGUCAUCAUUAAGUGUUUUAUGAAACCGGUAUUCGUGGACUUCGUAUACACAAUAAUUAGCUUUAAUUUUUCACUGUUUACACGCAUUCCACAUCAUGCUUGCGUUAACUGUAGUAUUUUCCGUCCGAACAAUUUAUUUUUAACGGCAUAUUUUACCGUCCGUCAUCGUUACACUUUACCUAUAUAUUAUUUGUAUCGAAUAUACUACGCAUAAAUUACGAUUUUAACGGAUUUGUCUGGCCGAUGUAAUUAUUUGUCUCUAAUGAUUAUUUUUGCGUUUAUCUAGAUCAGCAGUUUUCAUAUUGUGUAAAAGGCCGAGUGGUAGUUUGGAAAACCAAUUGAUACAUAUUUUUACAAAUGUUUUUAAUGCAUCUAAUACUAUUUUAUAUUUUUUAGUUUUAUUUACGCUGCUCUUAUCAUUUUUAAAUACAUGUCAUAAAUAAUACAUAUAAGUGGUACACAAAAAAUAAGUUUAAAAACAAAGAGAUAAAACAUAUUAUUGUAUUCGACCCGUCCGCGGAGAAAUGACGGCCCGGUUACUUGAGUCCCACACACUGGCGUUUCUUUCUGUGGCGGGAAACCGGUUAUAAAAAAAAUGUGUCACGAAAAAAAAACACGCUUCUUUGUGUUAACCUUUGCGGCGGUGGAGGCAACGGGCCUUCAAACGGUGAUUUUACAAUUCGCUGACUCCCAGUUUGCCGAAUACCGAUUUGUCAACUCAUAUUUUGCCGAAUCCUAUUUUAACGACUCCCAAUUGCUGACUCCUAAUUGAUUGACAAUCAGAUUCACCUUUUAUUUAUCUGUGAUUAUCUGUUUAGAUUUCUACGAGUAGCACCUUUUCUGAAAGAAAAUCGGUUUAGGGAGGUACUUUAAGGAGGCCAUUUUAACAAGAAUUUUCUCAUCAACUUUGAAAAAAAAAAAAUGGGAAAAUAUAAGAAAUUUAGGUAUUAGUGAAAAUAUAUUACAGCCUUCUUUUAUUCUAUGCACAACUUUUCUGCCACCAAUGUUCCGCCAACUUUUUAUGAUAACAAUGUUUCUAAAAGGAAAUUUCACUAGGGAGGUACUUUAAAGUGGCCAUUUUUUGAUUUUCCUUAAAGUUAUUCCAGAAAAUGUGAAAAACCGGGAAAAUCGUAGGAAAUCUGAGAAAAUUAAACAAUUUUAAACAACAUUAAACUAAUUUGAUUAAAGAAAAUAUAUAAAGCCUUUUUAAUUAUUUUGUCAUUUUAUAUUUUAACAUUGUAUAACACAAUAAAUCAAGAUAUUCCCUGUCACGUUAAGUUAUAAUCACGUUUCUCACAACUUUUCAAUAGAAAUUAUAAAACGACCGUAACAUAGAAACUGUUGAUCAGAAUGUAUUGGUUUUACAAAGAUGUUUAUAAUUAUUUUUUUUAUUUUUUAUGUAAACACUUUUUCUACCAGAAAUCUUACUCCGAUUAUUAAGUACAACCAUCCUUACUGAAAGGAAUGUUCUCCGGAUGGUACUUGAGAGAAGUUAUUUUUUGAAAUUAUCAUUAAUAUUCGAGAUAAUGAGGAAAACCUGGUUAUUUAGGUUAAAAAAUAUUGAAAGAUUUAAAAUAAUGUUGUCAUUGGCAACCGUUUUUAUUUAUUUGUUGUUAUAAAUAAGUUUUUAUUAUUUUAAUAUUUUUUAAAAAAUCAUUGUUGUCAUGAAAAUCCACAUUGUUGUAAUCAUUUUAUUAUAAAUGACAUAUAUAUAUAUAUAUAUAUUGUUAACAAAGCGACACUAUCAACUGAACUCCGUUCAAAAUCGUUUUUUCGUUAGAAAUAGUUUAUCGUUGCUUACAGAUAUACGUUAAAUUCUCGUCUAUAUUCUACCUUUCCAACAUCUAACCAACAACAGUGGCUGCGCCCACGUGCGAAGUAUGUCCAUCAUUUUUUUUUUUGAAAUUGAGGAAUUAAAAUAAAAAUUAUAUUUCACUCUAAGCAUGUGUCCCCCUAGAAAAAAAAUUUUUUUUUAAAAAAGAUUGAACAUUAACAGCCCUAGACAACUCCGUCGAACACGGUGAGAUAUACGGAUACUAACACACAAAUCGAAUUAUCGGUUUUCAGGACCGCGAUAAAAUUAAGACAGAACGUCUCGUAUAUUAUUAUAAUACGGCGUAUAAAAGGCGUCGUGAAUGACACCGAACCAACAGGUAUUCGGGAUUUAAGGACUGUUUACAUAGCGUGGUCUGAGUCACAAGCGGUAUACGUGAAAUUGGUACUCUGAGCGAGAGACUAUAGAAACAACUUCAUACAAACAAUGAAAGGGCGACAGAUCGUUUUAGAACCGUUUUAUAAGAGCACGAAAGGAAUGGAUUCAAAGACUGCACUCAUAUUCCUUUGAUUUCGUUCGCUUUUCAGGAAUUUAUUGGAAAUAGAUCUGCGAAGAAACAUAUUAGAAUCACAUUCGUCAAUUGGAGGAACAUAAUAUACAAAUAUUAAUGUUAAAAUUUUAAAUUUGUGCAACGAAAGAUGUUCAUAAGAUUAACACACUGAAAGUAGGUACUCUAGUUUACGUCUAUAUAUAUGUUAUAAUAGCCGACAUUAUUGUACAGACGCAAUCGGAUGCUAAAACGGACGCAAUCGAAACUUGAAGAGAGUUAUGACGGGACUAUAAGAUGACGUCCGUACCGCUAUACCGGUAACUGUUUUGUAAAACAGAGAGAGUUACAAGUUUCAAAAAUUAUCGCCGGGAAACGUCAUUGUCGUCGUCGUUGCACUGUAAUUAAUGUUGUAAUAUUAUAAGCAAUUUAUUUUUAGGUAACUUACUUGAGUAGAUUACCGGUAGUAUUGGGACAUUUUUUUUUAAUACCUAAAUUGAAUAAAAAAUUUAUAUUAAUAAUGUCCAUUGACAGUGCAUUUUAAAAAUGUUUUCCAUAUUUUCGAAUGAACAUGACCCAUUUAACAGUAAAUUUCUACUCAGACAGUCAGACGAUGUGACGAGUUUCAAAAUUUAUGACCUAAAACGAGUAUAACGACUUAAUAAAUUAUAAUACGACCGGCCCCAAGAGUCCAAAUACCUAUAAAUAAUAAAUUUAACUAUGUAACAUGCAUGGUAUAUGAUUAUAUGAAUAUGAUAUUCAUAUUAGAAUUCAAUAUAUAUGAAAUAUGAUUAAUAAAAUUUAAAAAAUAAAAUAUUCGUAAAGUGGUAAAGUAAUUUAUAUGUAUACUACUUAAUCGAUAAAUUACUUGCUUUAUGAUACUUAUCCAAAGUAAUAUAACCGAUUUACAUCACUAACUGUAAAACACGUGAGCGGUGGCGUGCACUUCAUAUCGUAAGAAUAUAAAAAAUAUAUGAUCACGGUAACUGUGUUAUUCGCAAUAUUAAUAAUAUUUUAAUGUCCGAUCAGUCCGUAAAAAAAAAGAUUUAUAGGAAGACCUCGCAUGCCUAGUUUGUAAAGAGAGAGAGAGAGAAUCGAUUUGUCGGACAGCGGAUAAUUACGUGAGUACAGGGCAAAGUAAGACUUGGAUUUUAAUAACUGUAUUUCUGAACGCUAUACAUAUUGUUAAAAGUCUAAAGAAUAUAUACGAUUUUCUAACAGAUUUAAUUUUUGUCGUUUUCGGUUGCAUAAUAUAACCGAAAUCCGAAGUGCAGUAGAUUUUUAACAGCAGAAAAGAAUAAUAUAGAUUAUCGAAAUAUACAAUAACGACGGGUAUAGUAGGUAUAGUAGGUUAAUUAAACACAAAACUCGGUAAUUUUUAUUUUUUUUUAUUGGUUUUUUAUACCAUGAAUGAAUAUAUUAUAAUGAUAUUAAGUGCGUGUUUAUUGACAGAGUAGGCCAUUAUUAUGUGUCUACGACAUUAGAUAUAUUAUGUAUAUAUAUAUUUAAAUGUUUUCGUUUACUCAAAAAACAUAGCACUCGAUAAUAUUCAUUACGAAGAAACGUGCUGCUUUUUCGAGGGUGAAAAACUGAUACAAUUUUGUAUUAAUUUUCUUUUUCUACUGGCCAUAAAUCUCUUGGUACUUAUUUAUGUACAUGAUUUAUUUUCUUUUAUUUAAGCAGUGUUACUAUUUGAAACGUAAUUAUGUAUUGUAUUGCUGAUUUCAAAAAAAAUCGAUAGUAUUUCGUAAACAAAUCGAAAUAAUACUGUACUGUAUAACAUUAAAUUAUUAAAGGAGGAAAGUAGGUUUAUGAGAGCAUCGGUGAUUUUGAAAAAUUGCUUAAGAUAUAGCGAGUAUAUUAAGCCGCAAUCAAAUAAAAGAUACAUUGGAUAUACAUUUUAAUAUGCUAAGAAACUAGAAGAAAAAAAACACUUUUUGAUACAGAUGGAAGUAUUACCAACCCUGUAUACAUAAUUAUUUUGGACCUGGUAUGGUGUGAUAAUGCCAACGGUAUCGACUAGGUAAUUCGUUUUUUUUGCGAUUACUAUUCCAAAUCACCUUGAGUCGGUUCCGGCUUCGGCCGUAGUAUCCACAGCAAAAUUUGGUGACGUGGUAGCGGUCGGUUGUGUGUGGACGAUUAGGAUUUCCGACGUGGUCGACGUUGUGCUAUUUUUUUGGUCGCUACAGUAAAAGUUUAUGACAGUUAUGCAGAUAGUCGGAGAUGGGACGGUUGGUGAUGUGGUGUUUGAGGCAGAGGAGUUUAGGACUGUAGCGAUCGGAAUUGUAGUGAUAAGGACCAUGGGGAUCGAAACUAUAGCGAUCGGGAUAGUAGUGACCAGGGCUGUAGAAGUCAGGGUAAUGGUUGUCGACAAUGAAACGGUCGGGAGUGUGGCUGUCGGCAUUGUAGCGGUCGAGAUAGUGACAGUCGAAACUGAUGCAGUUGGGACAAUGACAGUUGGGACAGUGACAGUUGGGACAGUGACAGUUGGGGCUAUAACAGUUGGGACUGUGACCAUUGGGACUGUGACAGUUGGGACUGUGACAGUUGGGGCUGUAACAGUUGGGACUGUGACAGUUGGGAUUUCGGCCGUCGGAAUUAAGGUUGUCGAACGUCUGGUGAAACUCGGUACUCGAUCCGAGUGCCUCAUCCUUACGUGUUUGAGGAGAUGAACGCGUUUUUCGAACAAUAUCUCACAUAUGUUGCAGUAUAUGCGUGCCUUGCCUAUGUGUAACCGUUUGUGUACCAACAGCUUUAAGGCAGACGUGCACAACUCAGAACACACGUCGCAUUUAAACACCUCCUUUUUUUGACUUCUGGCCGCAGGAUGCACAUCACCCACGCAAAACCCAACGAGCUGUUUCACAGACUGUUUGACGAACUUUUUUACGAAACGUUUGACAGGCUGUUUGAUAGAAUGUUCGUUAUCGGAGAAUUUUUCGAUGUUUGACAGGCAAACGUUCUGCCCAUGCAUUUGCCAGUAGUGAGUAGCUAAGUCUUUUUUAGAACUAAACCACCUCUUGCACGUGUGGCAUAUAAACCACUCCGACCAUAAAUCGUCGUUCGUCGGCUCACUUUCCGUAUCCAAGUCUAACAUAAGUAUUCUUUUACUGUAACAAUUUUGAAACAAAUUCAGUUUAGCGACAUAACAGUACACAGUAGUAUUUUAAUUUAUGUACCGAAAGCAAUGUACAACGAAUUGUGAGCAGAGCUUGGAAAAUGAGAUGAGUUUGCAUUAUUAAAGUAAAUAUAGCCGUAGUUUUUCUCUUGUACUUGAAAUAAUCCAGAAAUAAACAAAAACAUAAAAUCUGAUAUUUUAUAUAGUCAUUUUUUUUUUUUUUUUUAAAAAAAACCAGCACUUCAAUAAAUUAUAAAAUUGGAUAACCCACACCUUAACAAAUUUAAGUUUCUUUGUUAUAUUCAAAAUGAAAAAAAGAAAAAGAGUAAAAAUAUUCUUUAAUUAUCUACCUAGAAUAAACCUAUACCCGAAAUAUUUGUAUUGAUACGUUGUAUCGCCUUACUAGUAAAAGAAUACGCUGUCUCUUUCAUCAUCGUCAUCUUCAGCUUUGCGUUUAUUAUUCGUCAUUUCGGAUGGCGACAUGAAUUUUUUCUGAUAUUUGAUGUAUCAGUACGUCCAAUUGAUAUUUUGCUUCCGUUGUCAAACUUAAAUAACAGAAUCAGUAAUACAAAUUUACAAUCGUUUAAUAAAAAUAAAUUUUAUUUGCCGUAAAGCAGUACUACCGAGCAAAUAACAUCAAUGUUCGAUUAAACAAAUCGAUCAAUGUAUGGCAUAAUUAAAAAAAGGAAUAAAAAUAAAUAAAUCAUUGAUACGUUACUUUGAGUUAAUAUCACGGCCGCAGAUUGUCGUCUAAAAAGUUCUCGAGAAAUAGUAGACAACUUUCCGCGAUGAAACUUUUAUACUUAUUAAACCGAUUAUAAGUAGGUAUACAAAAUACAAAUACAUAUAUUGUAUUGCUUUGAGAAAGUGAACUCGAAAUAAUAUUAAUGAAUAUUUUAUAUGCAUAUAUAUUUUAUAUUAUAAUAUGGUAUCUUGGAAACGGCCCCAAAUUAAUAUAACGGCCGGGUUUAAAACAAAAUAAUGUUAUUGCUACAAUUCAUACACUUAUAAUCAUACGAAUACAAUCUUUAUACGUCUUACAAAUACAUUGACUGAAUUCAUAUUUAUAUUGUACGUUUGUAUGUCCGAGAUAAUUUUUGAAACAGCCUAACGUAUUUCGUUGGGCACUGCGAUAUAAAAUGUUUUUCAGGGCAUUUUUUCCGUAAUUCGACCCCUGUGCAACAUUCGAGUAGAUCCUGGACCUUAGUGGCGUCGAUACAUUUUACAAUUUUAAGUACCCGAUUGAUUACGGGUACUAUACACUAGUCGGGUCCCGGAUUUUGGUAUUUAAUAAUACACUGGUUGGUCCGAAUUUUUAAAUGUAAUACAAUUACCUUUUCAUUCUUCUUCUUCCGGCUUAGGACUUGGUGCAUUUGGUUAUUUUCUAAAACGUUGUUACAAUUAUGAUGAAUAUGACCUUAAAUGAAAUGUAAUAGUGCACUUUUCAGUUUCACAUAAUUCAGGUGUCAAAAUGUCUUCAUCGGAUGAGGAUAUGCUUGUAACAUUCAUGUAUUUGAGACAUAAGAAAUGGUAAAAAAUUAUAUUGAUUCAUCCUUAUUAUUCAUUAUACAUUAACCCCAGUUUAUUCAUAUUUUCCAAAGGAAUAAGACCAAGAUCCAGUCAAAUUUCAUGGAUUUUAUAGAACGAGUAUUGAAACGUUUUAAAAUUGAGUAGAACUAAUGAAACCACCAAUUAAAAGAUAGGAUACAAACUACCGAAAAGUAGUGUCAGGCGAGGAAAACUUCUUAUUACAUUUUUUUCCUGUUUUGAUAAAAAUCCAGCGUUUCUUAACCGGUGGUAUGCGCACCCCUGAGGGCGUUGGAGAAAAUCUGGGGGGUUACGAGUAAAAACAAAAUUUAUGGUGGUAAAAGUAAAAUGUGUUAUACUUGGAAUAGUUUGUUAUUUUCUGUUUGUGAACAACUUUUCUACCAGAUAUCUUGCUCCGAAGUAUAUACCGUAGCAUUUUUUGUGAAAGGUAAUUUUCUCUAAUAUUGGUGCACUAGGGAGGUCAUUUUUUUGAUUUUACAACGAUUUUUUCGAAAAAAUCGGGAAAACCCUGAAAAAAUGAGUUAAAACUACAAAUAAUUACGACGCACCACGGUGUUAUCCUUUUCUUUGUUUUUAUGAUGUUUGCACUUUGUUUUUUAGCAGAAAUAUUGCUUUAAUCCAAAAAUGAUGAGGUAUCGAUUUUGUUCCUUAUAAUAUUAUGCCACUGAUAGUGGAAGUUGUUUUUUGAUAGUCAAAGUAUGUUUUUGUAAUAUUCGGGAAACCAAAAGAUUAAAAUUGAUUAAUAUUCACGGCAACAUAUAGCAUCCCGGUUUCAUUAUUUUUAAUUCAAUCUAUUUAUUCUACCAGAAAUAUUGCUCCAAUAAAAAACAUCAACUGAUCUUUUUUGUUAAAUUUGUAAUUUAGUAAUCAAGUUGGUAAACAAGAAAGUCUUUUUUUGAUUUACUUUACAUUUUUUUAAUAAUAUCAUAAAACUAAAAAAACAUUGUAUAAAGUACGGGAAAAUUUACGAAAAUAAUUUUUUAUUAUUUUCAAUUUAGUUUUUUUAAUGUAAUUUAGUUUAACUAAUUCAGAAAAACUUAAAAUGUUGACCGGAAACUUAUAUUUACUUUUUCUGGACGUGGUAAAAACUUUCCCGAGACAAUUUUUAAUUUUACGAGUUUUUUUAUUUAAUAGGUACUCUAUAGAUAAAUUGAUAGAUUCAUCAGAAAUUGAAUUUUGAAAACUUGAUAGGAGUUUUAUUAAAAGUCGUAAGUAGUGAUAAAAUACAAAUUUUGUUUCAUGUAAUUUUUUUUUUAUAAGAUUUAAAAUCAAAUUUUGACGUGAAUCGUAAGUAUUACGGCCUUUCAAAACUUAUUUAACCGAAUAUCGCACCUAAUCGUUUUUCGUUAUCAAUGAUUUAAUAAGUUAAUUUAACUUUAUGCAAUAACUUUAUGCAUCUCACCUUCCCACUAUACCUACCAACAACAGUGACUGCAGCAACCAACCCAAAUAUCAGCCCUUUUUUUUACUUUUCAUUUUUUUUACUCUUAAGUUCGUUGUAUAUAGGGACAUAUUUAAUACGUCUCUUUCGGUCAAUAAUAUAAGCAUCGUUUGUUCAAACGUAUUUCCGUUCGUAAACUCUACGCUAUAUACACACACACACACUGAGUCUGCAUUUAUUAUUUUCCAAGUGCUGUGUAAAUUCCGUACGGGUUUUUUUUUAUGAUUUUUGUUUUUUUUGCUUUUCGAUCAAGUUUAGCAAGUCGAGAUCGUAUCGGGGGGGGAGGGGGUAGUUCGGUUUGUUUGAUUAGGUAUAUAAUAUACACAGACUGUGUAUUACACAGUACAAGUAUCUAUUUUCAUGAUGAACAAUAUAUUCACGCGAUAACAUCAUCAAGCUGAUAGCUUCUGCCUGCUGUUUUCACAAACUGCGUAUUUUAUCGCAUACGGUCGGUCAAUCGCAAAUAUUGUCGUUUCAAUACGUUGAGCAUUAAAAUAUAUAAUACGAAAAUAAGGAUUUUUAAUUCACAUCUUUGUUUUUGUAUCCAUGUGCGAAUAAUGUCAACUUUCGAUUUCACGACAAUACAAAUUAUUAUCCGAUGUCCGCAUCGUAACUCGUGUUCGCAUCAAAAAUAACGCAUAGAAAUUUAUCCGUGAUAUUCGUAUACGUCACUUUUUUAUGUUUUGUUCGUAACUCUGUUGGUUUUUAUUACUCUGUCCGCAAUAUUAGUAAACUCCGAUCGAGGUAACCGAAUUGUGAUACCCCUACAAUAAGUCUACCGUAUAUAGACAAUCGAUACAACCGAAAAGUAUCGAUAAUUGUAAUUAUAUUCCGGAAGAAAUUAUAUUACAUUUAUAUGUAGGACGGAGACAAUGGAUUGCAUCCCAAAAAAAGUUAGGUAAACGAAAAAUCGAGUAGGUAUGUUGAUUGUAUCCAUCGAUAGGUUCUUUUACCGUUCUCGAGUUUCGAUUGCGCUUAGCUUUAACAAAUGUGCAUUCGAUUGCAUUAUUUCCACCCACCAUUAAAUUAUUAUGUUAGAAAAUAUUAUUAUAGGUAGCUAUGUUGGAAAUUUAAAAAAAAAAACGUCAGAAAUAUUAGUGUAACAUUGUAGUUAUAAUAACACAGUGGUUUUCAAAUUGGGUACACUGAUGUGCCGCGGUCUUUUGAAAUUUGUUUCCAAAAAUGAUCGCAGUGUACCGAGUAAAUGUUGAGGAAGUGUGCCGUGGUCAAAACACAAUUUUGAAAACCACUGAUAUAACAUAUAGGACGUAUUUAUGAUACUGUAAACCGGUCGAAAAUUCAAUACAAUAGUGAUGAGAUAUUAAAAUUAUAUUAUAACCGAAAUCCAAUGCGUUCUGUAGUUAGUGUUUACAGCACAAUAUAGAUUAUCGAAAUCGGGUUCGACUGAUGACUACGCGUAUAACACGUUCAUUAAUCAGGCAACUUGGUAAAUAUAUAAUAAUUAUAUUUUGGUUUUUACACGGUUUUUAUUAUAAAUAUAUAAGAAAUGCGUAUUUAUCGACAGAGUUGGCCACUCUAACGACUCUACAAUAAUAUUACAUACAUAUAUACACAUAUAUGUUUUCACAGUUUCAAAAUAUCCAGCGUUUAAAUCGAUAACCCCGAAUUCUGUACGUCUACGUGAAUAUUACGAAAAAAGCGGUUAAUAUUUCGGUUAAUAGUGUGUAUUUUGAUUAUAUUUCUUUUGUUAUUUUUUCUACUGGCCAUAAGCUACCGGUAUUUAUAUACACGAUAUAUUUUCUUUUUUUAGGCAAUGUAACUACUCGUAACAUAAUGUAUUAUAAUAUAUUGUAUUGUUAUCGUUUAUCGAUUAAAACAAUAAUAUUCCGCAAACGACGGGAAAUAAUAUUGUAUUGUUGAUUGUUUAAUUAAGAUUUUUUUUUUUUUUUUUAUGAGGGGAAUAGAGGGUUUCUGAGAGCAUGUUACGCCGCAAUGAAUGAAAUGAUCGGUCGGAUCUAAAUUCAUAAUAAUGUGCUAAGAAACAAGAAAUAGAAAAAAAAAUGUGUUUACACGUAUAUACGGAAGUAUGACCAACUCUGUGUACAUAAUUAUUAUGGACGGUCAAAUCGCUAAUGAGUAGUAAUUGAUAUUUACAAAACCGAACGAAAAAAAAACUAGGUAAUAGAAGAUGUAAUUUUGAACAACUGGUCGUCGUCAGCGGUUGGUGAAGACGGAUCGACUAGGUAAUUCGUUUUUCUGAGAUGGCGAUUCAAAAUCACUUCAAGCUGGACCCGCUUCGGCCGUGGGUUUUGUGUGGACGGAUAGGACUGCCCAUACGGUCGGCGUUGUGCUGUCGGUUUGGUUCCUACAGCAGAAGGUUAUAACGGUUAUGGAGACGAUCUCGGAUGUAGUGUUAGGGGCUCAGGAUUUGGGACUGUAGCGGAGAGAACUGUGGUGAUCAGGAAUAUGGAUAUUGAGACUAUGACGGUCGGGGCUAUGGUAAUUAGGAUUAAGGCGGUCGGGAAUGUAGCUGUUGGGCUUUUGAGGACUUUCGAGACUGAGACGGUUGGAAAUAAAACUAUCAGGAACGUGGCUUUCGGAAUUGUGACGGUUGAGACGGUGAAAGUUGGAACUGUGGGGGUCGAACGUCUGGUAAAAUAUGCUACCCGAUCCGAGUGCCUAAUCCUUACGUGUUUUUGGAGAUUAACGCAUUUGUCGAACGUUAUCCCACAUUUGGCGCUGUUCGUGCAUGUCCUGUCUAUGUGCAACCGCUUGUGUACAAACAGCUUUAAUGCAGAGGUGCACACUGCAGAACACAAGUCACAGCUAAAUGCUUCUUUUUUUCGACCCCAGACCGCAGGACGCACAUAGCUCGACAAGAACUGUUUGACACACUGUUGGACAGACUGUUUGGCGGACUCUUUGACAGAUUGUUUGACAGACAAUUUAGCGGACAGUUCGAUAGACUGUUUGGCAGAAUUUCCAUCUUUAAAUAAUUUGUUCUUGCUUGAACGUCUAGUGUUUUUCCCAUGCAUUUGCCAGUAGUGAGAGGCCAAACCUCUUUUAGAAUUAAACCAUCUCUGGCACUUGGAACAUGUGAACCUCUCCGACCACAGACACUUGUACACGGGCAUGGUUUCCGUAUCUGAGUUAGCCGUUUGUAUUCUAUUACUGCAAUAUGUUUUGCAAAAAUCAAUGUUGCGUUUGUUAUACAUACUAGCACCCAACCGGUAUUGUAUUAGUCAAGACGAUAUGGAAUUUUCAAUUUGAUAAGUUUCCGAAAAGAACAAAAAAAUAAGAGUACGCCACAUUUGUAAGCAGAAUAUUGGAAAUAUAUACACUGUAAUAUUUUAAUUUUUACAACAAAAGCGAUAGUAAAUAUUUACAUUUAAAAAAGAAUUCUGAACAGAGCUUGGUCUAUUGGACAAGCUUGACUAUAAUAAUUAUAGCAGUAGUUUUUCCCUUGUAUUCAAAUCUUGAGGUAAUCCAGAAAUUAAAGAAAACAUAAAAACCUAUAUAUUUUAUCGUCGUUUUUUUUUUCUUUUUAGAAAAACUUUCUAACGAAUAAUAUUAAUUAACAGCCCACACGGCAAAUCUAAAAUAUUUCCUCCACUGAAAAUGAAAAAUGGAAAAAAUGGAAUAAUACGAUCUAUUCAUAUACCCAGACUAAACUUACAGGUUUAAGAAUAUUUUGCCUCUCUUCUCUUCGUCGUCUUCGACUAAGGGUUUGUUAUUUAUCAUGCCAGUUGGCGACAUGUUUAUUUUUUGAUAUUGGGCGUAUCGGUACAUCCAAAAGCUUUUUUGCUUCCGUGGCCAAACUUCAACUAAAAUAACGGAACCAUUAAUAAGCAAUUACAAUCGUUAAAAAAAAAAAAUUCUAUCUGCCGUAAAACAGUACGACCGAGCGAAUAACACCAAUGCGGUGUGAAGCAAACGGACGUAUUGAAAUCGCAUUUAUUCAGAGUUCGAUUAAAACAAAUCCGUUAUUGCACAAUUAAAAAAAGAAAAAGAAAUAAAUAAAUGUAUACGUUACUUUUAGGCAUAAUCACGGUAGCAAAUUAACGACGAAAACGUUUUUGAAAAAUAAUAGAAAAACUUUCCGCGAUGAAACUUGUAUAUUUAAUAUCCAAUUAUAAGUAGGUAUACGUAAUACAAAUAGAUAAAGUGCUCUCAUAAAAGUGAACGCGAAGCAAUAUGAAUGAAUAUUCGAAUUGACGAUUCAUUAAAUAGUCAUUAUUGUUGAUUCGUUUUAUAAUAUGGUCUCCUAGAAACAGCCGUGAAUUAAUAUUAUAAAGGCCGGCUUUAAAAUAAAACAAUUUUAAUUUUUUUGCAACAAUUUGCACAUUUAUAUUCAUAUGAAUACAAUCUAUAUACGUCAUACAAAUACAAUAAUUUAAUUUUCAUAUUGUACGUCUGUAUGUCCGGACUUUUCUUUGAAACGGCUGAAGCGAUUUCGGUUGGUACUUUCACUAUGAUAUAGAGUGUUUUUGGAUGGAUUUAUUCCUUCUCAGCCGUAUCCGAAUUGAGGUCCCGGACACUAAUGGUGUACUGGUGUUGAUAGAUUGAACGCUAGUAAAGUCCCGAUGGAUUUCUGGUACUAUAUAUUAGUUGGAUCCCGGCUUUAAAACUAUAAAAAACAUUUCCCUUCCCAUUUUUGCAGACUUAAAAUUUCGAAUCUAUUUUUGAACUGAUUAUUUCUGUUGUUUUAUCUAUUGUACAUACAUUCACUUUUUUUUUUUAAAACACAAUCCCUGUGUAUAUUUUUAAAACUUCUCAAUUGCUUGCAAGUAUCGAUUUUAUUAUUUUGUAAAAGUCUAUAAACUGAUUGAUAUUGACUUGAUUAUCGUGCUUUAUUAUUAUAAACUUUCAAACUAUUAUGAUUAUUAUGAAUAUUACCGUAUUAUUUGACCAGUACUAUCUGCGAGAACCUGAAAUCCAUCGGGUAUACUACCAGUGGCGUUAUUUGCGGGAUGCUAGGAUAUGCAAAUGCAUCCCAUGAUUUUCUUUUAACACAUUUAAUGAAUACAGAUGUAGAUAAUUUCAUAGAAUUAUUAGAAUAAUACAACCAUUUUGUUAUAAAUUUUACAAAAAUUAUUUGUAUGGUUUUACCGGAAUAAUUUAGUGAUAUUUACAUAGAUUGAUAUGAAAUUAAAGUAUAAUACCUUUAUAGAGUAUCACCGAUUUCGAUAUUGACAAUUUUCUUUUUUUUUUUAUCAGUGUCGGAAGACAUAAGACACAGUAUAAAUAAUAUAAUAGAAUAUGUAUUAGGAUUAUGAAAUGGAAUAGUGAUAUUUAGAUUCUGAGUGGAGUGAGAGAGCUAUUGGUUAUACAAUGCUGUUUAUUUCUUUUUUUUCUUCUUCUUUGUUCUUUGUUUUAGUCUGUGAACACGUUUUUUCCUAGUAAACUUGCUCCGAUUUUUAUGUGUAGCAACUUUUUUGAAAAUCCAAAUUGUCUAGCUUGUACUUCUAUAAUCCAGAUCAUUUUUUGAUUUUCGACGCCAAUUUUUAAAUAAAAGCACUUAAGUGUGAAAAAAAGGUAAAAAAAAAGUACAAUUUUACGAUUUUAUUAUUUUAUAAAAACACAGACGACGAUUUCUACCAGAAGAAAUGAUUUAAUCGAAAAAUCACAAGCCACUUUUUUUGUUGUCUUUCUUACGGUAUCAUUUCCAAAACUUAAGAGCUUUUAAGGAAUUUAAAUUCUUUUGCUUUAAUUCGGUUAUAAGUACACGUAGAGACCUGUAACUUGGUAAUAAUACUUACAUUGGAUGUGCCUAGACGUGGUAAAAUUUCCAAAAUCAUCGAACGAAUUUUAUUUUUAAUAAGCGUUUUGGAAUCAAAUUUAAACGAAAAUCGCAAAAAAAAUAUACGGAAUUUUAAAUUAUGUAUUACUUAACUGCGCCUAGCAAUGGUUUAUCGUUGUUUACAAAUAUAAAUUAAAUAACCUCAUGUAUCCUACCUUCCCAACUUCUCAGCUACAAAAGUGGCCACUCCCAUCCCUAAUAUCAGCUCUUUUUUUAAAAUUGUAUUAUUAUUAAAAAAUAUAAUUUUCUUUACCUAUACACUAUUAAGUGUAGUGGAAUUUAUAUAUUAAUAAUAUUAAUUAAUAAUUAUCUUUCUUCAUACGCAAUUAGUUUCUGUUUAUUUACAAUACCCAUAGAUACCUAAGAGAUACUGAUAUAGUUUUUUGAAUAUUGUAGGUAUAACCAACAAACAAUAUUUAAAUGUUUAAAAUUAGAACUUUAUAUGGAAAUGUAUUAAUUUUGUCAUUUAUGUGAUACGUGAUCAAAGCGAGCGACUUUACUGUUGUAUUAUCAAUAUUCGUUCUGCAUCCUGUGAAAAAAUGUGAAAUGACUAUACCUUGUACAUUUCCCUUAUAAACCCAACUGGUGUAGAAUUUUGAUCACGGAACCCAACUCGAAUUCGCCGAUGAAAAUUCGAUGACCAUUGAUUUUCGGUUUUAUAGUUCAACAUUUUAUUUACAGGUUACCUCAGCGAUACGGGUGAAAAAAAAACAGGUUCAAUUUGUAUUAAUUUCUGUGUUAGUUUUAGUGAAUUUAUAAUUUUCCGCGUACCUACACUCCGUAGAGAAUUCUCCGUGAAAUUUAUAUUAUGUGAACAAAGUCGCGGGUACAGCUAUAAACUAAUAUAUUGCAACUUUUAAACUAAAAUCUAUACGGAGAGAAUUAUUUUUUUAUAAAUGUAAAUUUGUUUACCUGUUCAAUACUGUGCACGGACAAAACCAUGCGAGACAGCUUGUCGAAAAUAAUAUAAAAGUCCAGAUCCGUCUAACUGUAAUUUUUUUGUUUUAUUUAUAUAAUAUAUAGAACGUACAUAAUAGCGUUAGAAUUUAAAUUAUAGUUUAAACAUUAAUAACAAAAUAUUUAAAGGUAUAUUACAUUAUCGAGGGCUCUACGAAACAUAAAAAAUAAAUAAAUUGUCUUACACAAAAAAUAUUUAGCCGUGUUAAUUUGAUGCAUUUUUUGUACAAUUACGUACUAAAACUAAAAUUGUAUUAUAUUAAUGAAUUACAUUUUUCUAUAUUAAUUGCCUAAAUAAAUUGUCUCUUUAGAUUCUAAACGAAAUGAGGAAUGUAUCGUUUCACUACGAUUUGAUUUUUUUUUUCGUAUGUAUCUGUAAACAACUUUUUUACUAAAAAUAUCUUACUCAGUUCUCCAAUUAAAAAUAGUAUAGGAACUUAUUUAUUGUAUCUAUUUAUUGAUCUAGUAGGUGCAUUGAGGUAGUUAUUCUUUUAUUUGUCUUGUAUUUUUCUGAAUAAAUCGGGAAAUUGGCAAAUUUUAGUAUUAUUUCUGGAGUAUUUUGUCAAUGAAAAAAUAUGAUUUUGCUCAAAUAGCAAUGGUUUAUCCUUACAACACAAUGUUCGAAGAAAUUUUGUUAACAGACAGACAAAAUGAGAAAUACACAUUAAUGUAAAACUAAUAGAUCCCUCGCUUCACUCAGAAUUUAAAAUAGCUACUUUUUUUUAACAUUUAUUAAAAUAUAUACUAUCUGUAAUAAAGGUUACAAUAAACAUAUGAGCAACAAACAAAUAAUAAUAUACACGACCUGAAAGCUUGAAGAGAGUAGCUACCAAGCAGUAACACUCAGACGCGAUGAAUUGUUAAACUAUUUUCUCGUAUACAAAUAUUAUGAGUUUACAUUUUUAUUAUUAUUUUUGUGUAUUAGUUUAGUUAAGCCAAAUCACGACACCAAGUCAUUUUUAAGUUUUCUCGUCGGAUUCCCAGGAAUAUUUACUGAGUUAAGUUCAAGGAUAAGUGGAUUUUGGUGGUUCGUAAGACGAGAAAGAAAACGCUUGUAAGAAGAUAUAGCCACUUCGACGACAGUCUGUAGUCCAAGAUCUGAGUGUAGUAUAUGGUUAAAAUAAUCACUAGUUGUAAUACAACAAACUUAAAAUUCAUAGAGAAUACAAUAUUUAUUAAGUAUUUAUUAUCGAUAUUGCGCAGCCACAGGUUUGACAUCUCUGGAUUCAAUCCUCCCGGGCUAAGUUUAAACGGGCACUGAUUAUCAUGCAUUAAGUCGAGCGUGUGCCUGGUGUAAGGAGAAAAUCUCUACUACAUAAUAGACAAAACAAAAAGGUCUUGGCAACCUAGUGACUUGAUAAGCACGAGUUGAAAUGAGCAAUUUCCUCCACGGUCAUAUACAGAGUGAUUCACUAAGCGUGCUCACUCUAAUUUUUUGGUCAUAUUUUGCAUAUAUUUAAUUAAUUAAUUAAUAAUUUUGAUUUUCGGAAUUGUAAGUGUAGUUUAAGCCGAUAUUUUCGAAUACUUAGAUUUCUCCAGACAUUUAAGGAGUAUACUGCGGUAAUACCAACUUUGGCUUUCCAAAUGAGAACUUUCAUAAAAAAUUCCAUAAAUAUAUUGUGUAUUACUUUAAAUAAAUGUCGGUGUUAAAAUAUUUGAUUUCCGUCAACUAGUUGGUGAGAUAUUUCACUUUUAAAUUUAGAUAGGGGAGAGUAGAGAAGUAUCAUAUGUGUGGCGGCACGGUGAGAGAACGAACAAAACUCGUCCGUUCUAGCGUAUUCUUACGGUGAGUAGGUAGUAGAAUGGGAAAAAUUUGGAUACAAAACCGCGGAGCUCGUUCAUUUAGAUGCGUCAAGGAGUAGCAUUCUCUCACCGGCUGAAAUAUAGAAGUUUUACAUUGUGGUUAAAAAAAAAUUGGUUUAGGUAAUACACGUACCUGGUACAUGCGUCGUAUAUAAUGUGUUAUUUAGUAUUAUGCAAUUUUGUUUUGUAAGUAUUCAAAAUUAAUCAAGUUAUUCUAUUAAAAAAAAAUAUAUUAUACUCUAUACUGUUGUUUUUUUAAUAUUUAUUUUAUAUAUUGUAAAUCGUUAUAAUAUGUAUUAUACAUGACUGUUUAUUUUAUUCAUAAUAAAAAUUUGCUCAAUUUACAGGACAUAUUUUGGUUUUAUAUUUAUUCAAUACAAUAGCUUAAUAAUUGUCUUCCUAAAAACUUAAAACUUUUAUAUUCUUUCAGAUUAAAAUAAUUUUGCCCCUUCCUUUUGUCAUUACCCUUUUAAAAUGUUUAUCUUUAUUCCAUAUAAAAUAUGAAAUUAAUAAAUGAAUAAAUUCAAUAGAUAAGCGAUAAAUUGGAUAAAUUGAAUUUUAAUAAAAUAUAUAAAUACAACAAUAUUUUUUUAUAAAAUCUUGUUUUUAGAUUCCGGAAAUGGCGAAGGAUCUAUUGGUUUUACUACGUACAUAAUGUGUUUUUAUUGUACGAUUCCAUUAUUUUAAAUUUGUACAGUUUAAGUUUUCCAUCGGAAGUAUUGCUCCAAUAGAAAAACAAAAAGACCCACUUUUAUUGCAUUUUUAAUUUAGUUGUGGUUUAUUUAAUAAUUGAGCAAAACUGAAAAAAAAACGUAGUAAAAAAUUUACAAAAAUAAUGUUUUUAUUACAAUUUUGUUUUUUGUUUUAAUUCAGUUAAAAAUAUUUGUAGCGACUUAAAAUUUUAACAAAACUAAUAUUGGCCUCUUCUAGACAUAGCGACUUUUUUUAAACGUUUGAGCAAUUUCUAAACUGUUAAUAGCCAAUAAUCAUAUUUUGUUUGCAAAUUUCGUACGUAGUUUUUAUUUGAUAAGUACCUACUAUGUGAAUUUCAUUGUUUGACCUAACAGAAAUAAUUGCUUGAAUAUUUAACAGAAAAUCAAUGAUAUGUUAUACUUAGUGGUCAAAAAAUAAAAUUUUAGUGUAAUGUAAUAUAUUUUAUUUUUAUAAGAGCUUAAGUAUCUAAUUUUGAAUAUUACCUAUAAAGACUAUACUAAUUACUAAUUAUAGGUACCUAAGAGUAGAUUAUUAUUCUACUCUGAGCCACGUAAUAUAAUAUAAACACAAUUAUUAUAUUUGAAUAUUCAUUUUUUUCAUUUUCUUCCAAGUCUAGUGAAUACGCGGACUUUCGGUGGAUCAUGUCAUUAAUAAAACUGUGGUUAUAACGUUUCAGAUAUGUUGGGUCGGGAAGAAAUGGGCAUGCCAGAAGGAUCGGACGCCGUCGCAUCUACGUCACCUACUAUCAUUACGACUUCGAUGACCGGCACAGUGCCGUUAACGUCGACGACGAAUUCACUACCACCUCUACCGCCGCCAUUGCCAAUUCAGCAAAAUACUGCAAUUUCUCCAUCACAACAACUGAAUACUUCCGCUUCACCUCCGUUAUCGCAACAGAAGUCUACUUCCGUGUCGUCAGCACCACUGCCACAGCCAAAGACCUCCGUUCUGCCGGCGCCAUGGAAGCAAAGGUUGACUACGGUCCCGGAACCACCACGGCAGCCCGAGACCAUGGUUCCUACGCCCCCACAGAAAGUUACUGCUCCGGUGUUACAACUGCAGCAACUUAAGACUACGCCACAAACGGUGACGUCGUCGUCGUGGCCUUCGGGUGAUUGGAUUUUGGAGGUGGUUGAGAAGAUUAGGGCCACGGCUAAAGCUCGAAGGAAGGGAACAGGCAGUGACGCCGAGGACACGUAUGACUACGACGAAGACGACGGCGGCGACGACGAAGAUGACUACAGCAACGACGAGAUAGAAGAGAUUGAAGAACCGGCCGUCGCACCUACGGACGCAUCAAUCGUACCGGCCACUGCACACUCACCGCCACCACAACCACCACGACUCAUGGCUGGCCACAUGUCCAGAUACCAGUUCAAACGAAUAGAUGGCCGCCCGGACGACGGCCGCGUCAACGGCACGUACGUGGCAGUCGUCGAGAGUGACCGUCCGUCACGUGGUGUCAUCUAUGACCCGGUGAGUAAAAUAUACGAGUGACAAAAUACAGAGGAUGCACCGAAUAAUGAAUUCCUGAAGAGUAUUUCUGUGGAAAAUAUUUCUCCAGAAUCUACAAACUAAAAAUCGUAUUUAUCCGGAAAAUAUAAUUCCGAAAUUUUUAUUCGCGUAUAUAUACGAUUUCACUACUGACCGUUAUAACCAGCAGGGAGUGAAACCGGUUUGAAAAGUAAAAAGAAAAACAUUGAAAACACUAAACGAAAAAAAUCUAAAACGUUUUCUUACAGGAAAAACCAAAUCUUUCUACACGUUUUUACUCCCUUAAUCAUCAUUUCAUGUACGUGUGUGAAACAUGAAAGUUAUUUAUUUGAGAGACUGAUAAACAGUGCUUUAACUCCACUCCCUCUCCAAUGUACUUUAUAAAUUGAAAUCAUCUAACAGUAAUAUAACAAUUUACAUUGCAGACAUAGGCGUACGUACAGGUAUGACUAAUUGGGCCAUAGCCUCAACCGAGCCUUCUUUUUAUACACUGGUAGGUAUUGGGUGUCUUAUGAAAUUAUGACUAAAAAUAGGUAUAGGGGGUUUAGUUUUGAGGCGUCUAUGUAUGUACUCAAAAGAUUACAUAUAGGUAUAGAAAGUAUACUACCAACUACCAAAUUGUUUGACUUCCUGUAUCAUAUAACUAUAAAAUGUGUAACUUAUUAUAACCGUAUAAAAUUCAGAGUACAGAAGAAGAUAUUAUUAAAUUUUAUAUUUUAAAACUUUAUUUUACAUUAAUGUUAAUGAAAAAAAUUUAUUGAAAAACUACUGACCCCGGGAUCCACCACUGGUUAUUUGACGAAUUAAAAAUUUAAUUGCAGAAAAGUGUCAUUAUGACACAAUUUCGGAAUUUUUGUACUUAACUGGUAAUAUAAAACUAGUGAUUUUAAAUAAUUCUUAAUUUUUAGUUUCCAUUGGAUACACAUGAUAAUGAUUGA
Messenger RNA from Cinara cedri, 58472 nucleotides. The record is from the annotation of a GenBank genome assembly. Lineage: Eukaryota; Metazoa; Arthropoda; Insecta; Hemiptera; Aphididae.